Messenger RNA from Podarcis lilfordi (Lilford's wall lizard), 79004 nucleotides. The record is from the annotation of a GenBank genome assembly. NCBI's taxonomy places the organism in Eukaryota, Metazoa, Chordata, Lepidosauria, Squamata, Lacertidae.
UUCCUUCCUCUCCAAAGGGUUUUUUUUUUAUAAAAUCAAUUAUAUUUGCCCCCCUCCCAUUCCUCCCCUCCCCACUACUCUUCUUCUUCUUCCGCCGCCGAACCCCUCGAAGGAAGAUCCCGUCUUUAUGUUGUGCUGCCCGGAGAGACCCCUGAAGUCUUCCCGUCCUUUGUUUCUCCGCUUCUUUUUUAAAUGUAUAACUUGAUGGGUCUCAACAGCACAACCGGAGCCAGCCAGCCCAAUGUCUCCUGUACAUGCAACUGCAAACGGUCUUUGUUUCAGAGUAUGGAGAUCAGUAAGUACUUCUUUCCCAUUCUGUAUCUCUUUCUGUAUUUGCAUGUGUGCAAAACUCUCCCUUCUGUCGCCUUGUUUGGGGCCGGAGAGAGAAACGGCGUCUCGGGCUCUCCUCGCUCGCCUUUGCUGGGUUCCCAAACGCGGCGCCUUCUCUGGGCUUUGGGCGAUUAUUUCAUUUCGCGCUGCAAAAAAAAUCGAAGGGUUGGGUUGUUGUGUUUUUUGAAAACAAGAUAUUUUAAGACUUGCGGGUAUGUUCUGUUUCCCCACUUAGUGUGUGUGUUCGGGUGCCCCAAAGUUUUAUUUUCCUUUAUUCAAUUGCAAAAAAAAGGAAAAGAAAUCCCCCCCCCCGUAACGUGCCCCCCUGCACAAUUUUCCAGCUUCCCAAAAAUGCGAUUUGGAGACCCUCUCCCAGGGACCUCAAAAGAGUUGCUUUCUCGAGUCCCGGAGUUCGCUGGCUUUUGGCUUCUUUUCUCCCGGAUCUGAACUUCAACUCGACAUCUUUUCCUCCCGUCUUAACGUUGCCCUUCUCCUUUGGCCGGCGGCGGGGCGGGACGGUGCGCGGCUCCAGGGGAGGGGAAGGGGACGCCGGCUGGAUGGGGUGAGGCGGGAGGUGGGCGGCGAGAGACCCGAAAGGAGACCCGGGGGGGAGUCGUUGCAAUAUUGAUCCGCGCGUUCCGCGUGCGUAAAGCCCACCUCCGGAGUGGUGCGGGCGGCGGAGCAGCCUCUUCUCCGGCUUUGGCGAGGGCGGCGCGGCCGGGUCUCCCCUUCGGAGAGAGGCGAAGGGGGCCGGGGAGGAGCGAAGUGGCCGCGCGAUCCCAGCCAGUGAGCUCCAUCGCCCCUAGGAGCUUUUGUCUGCUUCCUAAGCCAGACGGUGAAACAGCCUGUUCAGGCUAUUUAAAGCACAUGCUCGGCUGGAGAAUCCAGCGAGCAACCCCGGGAGCCCUUUCCUCCCAGAACAACACACCGACGCGCUCCGCUUUCUUAUGACCGCCGUGGCUGCCCUGCGGUUUAUUGCCCUGCUGCAAUCCGCUGCAGAUCGGGACCCCUUUUCUCUCCCCCCCACAAGCAAUCACACACACGCUCCUCACAUCCCCGAUUCUCUUCUCCAACCCCCCUAAGCUUUGAGCCCGUUUCCUUCCUCCGGUUGCAUUUGUGCAUUUGGCACCCGCCUUUUGCAACGAUUCGGAAGGCUCUUUCGGGAGACCCUUUGAAAAGGAAGGAAGGAAAAACAAGAUUAGACCGUAUCAUAAUGGAGGGCCGGUCAAAGCGGCUGAGCAUUGUGGCUAAAUAGAGCUUCCGUGUCGAGUAGCAGUCUACCUCUGGCUACCAGGUGCUUGUGUUCUGCAUGCGAGUUUGCCAGAGAGAGGGUAACUGUACGUGGUUGGAAACAGAAUACUGGGGAAGGGGGGUGUUGUUUAAGAUGGACCUUUUUGGUCUGAUCCAGCAGGACGCAGAACUCUCAUAUACCGGUUCCGGCUCCAAAAUGUUUAAUCGGCUGCUGUGAUGCCUUUUGAACCACAGCAGAGGACGGUGGUGAAUUAGCAACGGUGCAGCGGCACACCCCACCAUGAAAUUACAGGAUAAUAGUUCAGCAAUUAAGUUGUCUCAUCACCUAGUCCUGUGUGUGUGUGUGUGUGUGUGUGUGUGUGUGUGUGUGUCUGUCUGUGUGGUAAGAAUGCAAAUGUUAUGUCCAGCGAACUAGAAUUUGUGCCUAUAAAUAGUAAUCGCUAGGUCUGAGAAGUAGAUUACAGCUCUGUCUAGCCUUUAGAAAGGGUAAGUCAGACAAAGUUGCCUCCCCCCCCCACUCCCUGAGUGUCUCUGUCUAUAAAGUGCCUAUAAAGCUGGCUAACUAAAUGUGUUGUCUAAGAACUUGUGAUACCAAAUGAAAUAGCAUGAUUUCUGCCCCUGUAUUUAUGGACUAGGUACCUUAAAGUAUCUCACAGAGAGAGAGAGAGAUGGCAGUUUUCAAAAGAAUCUUUUUAUUACGUGCCUGGGUGGGAGAAACCAACUAAAUCACUAAGCAGUAAAAUACAGUCUGGGAUUGUCCUUACCAUUCUACAAUGUUACACUCAAGAGCUAAACUCUAAUGUUGGGAGACGCCGGGGUCCGGAAUAUUUUUGACAGUUCCACUUUUGUGAUGAUUACCACCUCCCCCUCUGUUGUUGUUGUUUUUUGGCAAGUGUUUGUUUUUUAAAAAAAAUAUAUUGCAGAACUUGUUCAAAAGAUCCAAGCAGCACAUAAUCCUGAUAUCCUCAUUACUGGUGAAUGUGCCUGUGCCCUUGGUGGUAAGCUAGCUAGACUCCUAGACAGAGCAGGUUCAUUUUCCUAAUAAUAAUUGUGGGAGUGGUCUUUCUCCUCCUAUUGGAGGUGUAGGCUGAAACGGUUUCCGUAAAUUAAAAAGAUCAAUGUCCAUAGAAAAUUUGAUUAUCUCUCUUAAUACCACAGCAAUUAAGAUGGAUUCUCCACCGCCCACCUCCCAAAUCUCAUUCCUGAUCUUUAAACUGGGGGUUUGGACUAUUCACCUGCUGGAAAAUUCCCAGCUCAUAAAAAGAUAUGUGUGGGACUUAAGUCUACUGUGUAACAGGAUGCCAGAUCCCCAUGUCCCUCAAUGCAUGGUUUCUUCUUCUUUCUGUCUCAAAUUCAUCACUUUUAUUUUCAGUCCCUUACUCUCUCAGCUAAUCAGCCAUAAUGAUGUUUUGGCUGACAUGGAGGCAGUCUUGUUAAUUUAGUUGUCUGCUGCUCCAAAUAGAGUUCAUUUCUCACCUCUGAAGUAGUGAUACUCAGAGCAAUUUGACCUGCAAGGGUUAGCAUCAGUACUAACUGCAUUCAAAAUACAAAAUAUAUACAUUCUUUAGUUCUUUAGAGGCCAAAGUGAAACGAGGAAGGGAAUAUCCCAGGAAACUUAUUUUGAUGGGCAGUUUCUUUAAAAACGUUUUGUAGGAAUUAAAUCACCUGUGACAUUUUCUCCUUUUUGUUGUUUGUCACUAACCCUAGUCUGGCUCAAAAGGAAAAGUCUUAUUUUAAAAACUUAUCAUGUUCUAUCUAGAUAUUCAGACUGUUCAGAAACCCGACAGUUCUAUGUGUUAUGGAUUUAUUUAUUUUUUAGGGCUAGAAUCUGCUUUAAUUUUAAACUGUAUGGGACUUUGCCUCUGGGAGUUAUUGGCAAAAUAUAAGUGGGCUGCAAUUUGCACAUACUGUAUUCCAUGCUUGCUUGGGAGUAAGCCCCAUCAAAAUCAUUUGGACCUACUUCCAAGUAUCUUGCAUCAAUCUUAAAAUCUUGUAAAGCAUGUUACAGUGGUCAGGCUAUGGUCUUCCUAACAAAGCAAAUUUCCAUUUUUAUAACAAAACAUACAGCUGUAUGGAAGGUAAUGGGACCACUACCUAUUAACGCCAAUAUAUUAGAAUACCUGGCUUUUUCUGCUAUUUCUGGGCCCCUAACAGCAGCAUAUACUACUUAAGAGUUUAACUGAUUAGGUCUGAAAAUUCUUCAGCUAUAUUUUGCUAUUUUGAGAAACCUGGCAUGCUUCUCUGCACUUGGAACUCAAACAGGACUUAAACAUUGAUUCCAUAUAAAACCAAACAUUCAUAUAUUUUAGUACAAAGCUGAUUUGCCUGGUUAUCCUAACAUUAUUAUUACUGAAUCUAAUCUAUCUUGAUUUGAGCAAACUCCAUACUGCAGAUAAUAUGGGUAGUUUUUUGUGAUUCUCUCAUUUGACACAAAAAAUGAAUGGACUACCAAACCCAUCUUCCCCACCCUACAUCUGAGAAAGUAAAACUUUUUUUUUCACUUGAUAGGCACUGGAAAAAGUAAAGAAAUUGGUAUAACAAAAAAAGGGGAGGGAUAAGUAUCUGCUCUCAACAUUCUGCUGGAAGAGAAAGUCUCCUAUGACACACAGGAAAAGUUUCCUGUUUGGAACAAUUUGUUCUCUUUCAAAUGAUUCCUUGGCACUUUGAAGAUAGAGCUCAGUUUACAAUGUUAUUCAAUAUAUGAAUUUUCAAUAUUCCUUUUGCUUUUUGUAGUGGUGAAUUAGUCUGUGGGUAAACAGCUAUGAAUAAUGAGGUAGGGAUCCGUUAAGGAGUGUCUGCUUUACUCAACAGUACUAUGCACUUACUUGAGAGUAAGCCCUUUGAAUAACUAGCGGGACCUGUGGGGAAUAAAAGUUCAUAGAGUUGAGCUGCACAUUGGCUCUCUUAAGAAGAGUGCAACCACUUACUCGCAAGUGAGCCUCAUUGACUUCAAUGGGACAUACUCCCAGGUAACUAUGAACAAGAAGCACUGCCUGCUUCUAACACAGCUUGCUAAAUCACAAUGACGUUAUCAUCUGAUAUUGUGGAACCCAAGCUAUUAAAAACUUUUAACUCUUCUUGAACUAGUGAUUAAUGUGAUAUGUCUCUUUAGGGACUGAAAUACCUACCCCAGGAGAGGAUUUUUGUACCUGUAGUCUUCCACCUGUUCAAUGUUUGAAUGCAUGUAGUCAUUUUUCUUUUACCCCAGAUCAAUUAAUCUAAAAUACUCCUACACCCAGGUUUCUUAUCCCACCUCGAAGGAGAAUUAAAACCCCUUUCCCACUCUUAGGCAUUCAUUCGAAAGAGUAGUGAAAAGGCUAUUUGAUUCCUUGUAAAGCUAAGAGCCCAAGUGUGUUAAGAGGUAACUGAGCCACGCUGAAUAAUCCUGGGCAUGAAUUAUCUAGCUGCAAGCACAUUUCGAUGAGAUGCUGACCUGUAAUUCUGCAAACUGAUGGAAGGUGGAGGAUUCCACAAUGGGAAAUGAAAUACUCUUUUUAAAAUGCUCAUCUUUACUGUAUAUGCAUGUUAAUCCACACUUAGGUUAAUUUUGAAGAUUUGGGGGGAUCUUUGCCUACAAGAUCUGAUUUGAAAUAGAGGAGGAACUCGGUUCCUGCACUUCAGCCCUGGAUUAGGAUUACAGAGUGUCUGUUUUCUGCCUUCCUCUCUCUCCUCUCCCCCCCCCCGCUCCCCCUCUUCCAAGUUCAAAGUCUUGACUAUUCUGACCCACCGUAGCAACCAUUCACCGUGACACUCUCUUUGAGACAGCCAGACAUCCCCGAUGUGGUCCUAAUCAGUCAGACGGAGUGAAAUGAGGUCAAGGGAGAUCGCACUGUUGGCUGCGUUUUGUAAAUAACAAAUCAUUCGGAUCGGCAGAGUAAUGUCGCACUCUUCAUUCAUCUGCUGCGAUCAUUUCUAUAAAACAGUUAAUUCUGCUUGGUGUUGUCAAUGGGUUUGUUUUCCCGGGGGUUAAAGAAGCGUGUGUGUUGUUGAAAGGUAGUUUGUGAGGCCUGGGUAAAGCAGAGCUGCAAAUCCGUAACAAUUUAGCCUUCCUGCAUUCUGCCUCGGUUUCUCUGGGCGGUAUUGGAGACUUCUGACCUUUUUAAGUUCAUCAGGUUUUGGUAACAGGUGGUCCUGUCUGUCUGGGUACCCCAAUGUGAUGUUGUCUAAGGAUACUGGGGGAUGGGGAGGCAUCCUAUACUCUUUAUGUGCUGCUGUAAUGUUUGCAGGCGUAAAUUCAGAAGAAUUAAAUGACAGUGCUCAUGGUAUAAAGCAGGGAUGAAGGAACCUUUGGCUCUGCAGAUACUGGACUCCAUCUCCCAUCAGCCCCUGCCAGCUUGGCCAAUUGCCAGGGGUGAUGGGAGUUGUAGUUGAGCAACAUCCAAAGGACCACAGCUUCCCCACCCCUGGCAUAAAUGAACUAACCGUAUCCCCAACUGUUGUCUCCAUUCAUACUUUCCCCAUUUCAUUAUAGCUGCUUGCCUUUAGUAACUUAGGGAUAUUACACUAGAAGCAUACAGCCAAAUAACUGGAUGACUGGUCCAAAACAGAAGUGAAAUUCAGUUUUGCCCUUUGCCUUCCGCAUCCCAAAAGUACUUGCACUCCCUUGCGUUUUGGCCUCAUCAGGGUUGCCAGGACACCAUGCCACAGUGAUAGGAGAUGCUCAAAUGGUACAAUUUCCUUCUCAGGUCUAGACAGGAGACCUGCUAUGUUCCCCACAGUCCUCGGCCUCUUUUUGCCUACUCACAUCCUUCAUAUAAGUAAUAUACACAGCUCCAAUUCUAUUUUCAUCUGAGCUCUUCCUUUUUUAAGUUCCAUGUUACCGCCACUCCUUGCUUUCUCUGGUUCCUGCUUUUCAAAGCAUUCUUUCCAUUGUCCAAUUUCCUUUAGCUGCUCUGUCUCUUACCCAGCCUCCCUAACACUCCUCUUCCUCUCUUGCUCACAAUAUAAGGCCCCUCCUGACUGUAAGCAUUCUGACAUCCCUUCAGAGCUCCCUCUCUGCCUCCCCCUUUAAAAGUCCCGUUUCUCCUCUAUUCUGCAGACUUCCUUCUUCAUUGACCCUCCUUUCUCAUCUCUGACCUCUAUCUCCCUUGGCUUUUCUGUGUCCUGGGACCUCUUCCCGGUCUUCUACCCCACGAGGUUUUAACCUAAAAUGACAAUGUUCCCUUCUCUCACAGAAGCUGGAGUACAACUGGUUCAGUUUCAAGAGCAACUGAACAUGCCAUGUAGCUUCACCAGCUCAGCCUUUUGGUGCUGGAAGCUUCACCACCACAAACACAAUAGAAUAUAAAUAGUUUCUCUUAAUAGAGUAGGGAGAAUACAAUCUCUAACAUUGUUGUCUUGUUGACUCUUUCCAAAAUCUCAGGAAGCAAACCAUAUACAGUAUAUAUAUAUAUAUAGCAGAUAGCAAUUCUAUUCUGACAACCAUUCUGCAUUUAGUGAAUGCAUGAGGGUCAAUCCCAAUAGCUUGAUUUAAUUAAAGAGGAGGAUCCAGGGCUCAGUUCCCUGACAUGUGGACAUGGGUGGUGAUGCAUGUUUAGAAGUACAUGUUGAUUGUGUUCACACACUAGGGAGUUAUUUUAAAUGGAGCCUGAAUAAGCAGUUCAUGUAAUUCAUUGGCCUCAUUUAGACAUAACUGUGGCUUAGCAAUACAUGAAUAAGCCACCUUCUCCUGAUAUGGCCGUGAGAGGGAGAUCAGAAACUUCCGUUUUAACUAACUGCAGUUUAGUGUUACAACUGAACCUAGGCAAACUGUGGUUAGUCUUGGCUUUAGUUUAGUCAAACAACCAAACUUCAAACCGUAGUUUAUGAAGCUGGCUUGUUUCAAUAAACUGGGUGUGGUUAAUAUGUGCCUUUCCAAAAGGUAUUGGACCACAGCUCUCAUCAUCUCUAACCAUUGGUCACGCCUAACUAUAGUUUAGGCCAUACUGGAUCACAGCCUCAGAUGCAGUGCUAAAGUUCGGCCAAUUGAAAGUGGAAGCGAAAGCUUCCUAUCUCUGUCUCUGUAGCCACACAGAUGGAAAGAAGGGGGGGGGGAGUGCCCUCUGUUCAUUCAGUUAGGCUAAACCAUAGUUUAGCAUUAUGUCAUAACAAGGCCAGUGACAUUACUGGGUUACGUGAACUGCUUUGGCAUUUAGCGUUGUGUCCAAAUUAGGCUAUUGUGUUUCAGAGCAAAGCCUUACAGCUUCUCAAGGUCUUUUCUGAGCCCUGACUACAUACAUAGAGUUGUGCUUAGGGUAUUCUGUGUUGCUUGUAAUAUCCUGAGAUAGCUGUUCUGGAGCAGAUGCACAUCAGCAGCUUUUCUGUGGCCAAAUAUUAAUUUCUUCCUCAAGACCUCAAGCAAUGUCUUUAUACCUUUGCACUCUCUCUCUUCAACUGUGCUUGCUGUUUUGAUUAGCAGGAAGUUGAAGGAUUGCUAACCUGAGGGACCUGUCUAGGUGAAUAGGCCCAGGGUGCUUUUUAGAGAGAGCACCGUACAUUAAAUUCCCCUUGAUACACAUGUGCCUAUAGUGGUAGAUCUUCAGUGGGUUCCUGAACAUAUAUGUAGUAUAUAUUGAAGAGACUCAUGAAUUGCUAGCUAGUUGAUAGCAGUUCAGGCUCCACUGAAAUCUGUGGGGAUCUGCUAUGGGCUACAAUGGGGUCAGAAACAAAUCCCAUACCAGAUAUUAGCAGUGUGGAAGUAAAAAACAAGUCAAUAUUGCUGAAAACAACUGUAUCAAAGAACAGCCUGUGCCACAAAUACUCAUUCAGGCAAAAAGAAGAAGAAAUCCUUAUUACAGAUUUUCAACUUCUAGGAUGAGAUUGAUCUGCAGCAGACCGAUAGUACAACUUUCAGUCUUUGAUUUGUCUCCUAACUUGCUUAAAGCGUUCCAAAUUUAAAUCCUGCUCAUUGGACUUGGACUAAGUCAUUUCUGGAAAUGAGACACUGGGCCAGAGACACUGGGAUUGAUUCUGAUGGGCUUUUGUGGGACAGCUCAGAACAACCAAAGAGGAAUACAGCCAUUUAUCGGGGUGGGCGAUACCCAAAUUUGCAUAUACAUGGGGGAACUGGUGCUGCCAUGCUCUGUAUGCAUCAGAGAUUAGGAAUAGCACAUAGCAGGGACGUGUCGAAAUGCUUUUCACUGCAGUCGACAGUACAUCUGACCAGCAUCACGCAUGGUCACGAGUACAGCCUGGUAGGUUAUCAGUUGUUGGGCAAAUGGUAAGCUAUACUUCUUAUCCAAGUUGUGGUUUUAGAUAGGGAUAGGGUUGUCUCAAAAGAUUAACCCAACAGUGAAAUAGUUGUGCUUUGGAAUAACCCACUGAUUUAGAGCUGGAAAUGAAGCCAAGUUAGUUUAUCGGACUGAGGCUGAGCUUAGUAACCGACCACCACCAUCAAAGUUCUUGGUUUUCUUUCUAUCUCUUUGUUCAGUGUUCUGUCCCUAUUUUGUUCUGGUUGUGCUUCUCUGAAAGGCACAUGUACCUCUGGCCUUCAGAAUGGAACAUAGCCUGACUUGGUAUAUAUUUAUCCAUUUAGCCUAUUAUUGUCUAUCUUGACCAGCAACAGCUCCAGCGCCUUCCUUUCAUGCUACCUGGUGUACCUGUUACCGGGUUCCUUCCUGUUCCAAGAAUCUUCUGAGUUCCUUCUGCCCUGCUUGACCAUUGCAUAAUUUUUCACCUACAUCAGGAGCACAACUCCCUUUUGGUUCACCUGCAUCAGAAUUCAGGGUCAGUUCCCACUUCUGUCAUAAAAAGGAAUCCCAUUCCCUUGCAGUAUUGCCGGGGCACCUUGUGCUUUGUUUCUAUGGCUUCUCAAGGGCGGUAGUUUGUAUGUUGCUGUUACUGAUGUUACAUUGUGCAGCACUCACACAUAUUUCGGCAUGCAACCUCGUCGCUUGAUGAUUGCAACAAGUAGGGACGGCUUACAUGUGUAGACAUCUGUCAGUGACGAAACAUGACAAGCUGAGCAUCCGUACAUCACCUCGGGCCAAACGCCUUUCCAGUAGAGGCAUCUUGCAUAGUUAACUGCAGUGUAUAGCACUGAGUAAUCAAAAGGCAUCAGGAAGCAUGCACUUCUGUCAACCAAUCAACUUUUAUCACACAGUUAAGAGACCUUCUAGGUACAUGUAUGUGUGAGUCAAGCCUAAGGCUACUUUGGUUGAAAAUGGUUUGGAUAGCUCUUUGAUUAGUACUUUGGUUCUAAACACCUUUAUAUGCAUUUCCCAUGACACACUGUAAAGUUAAGGUGUUAGUAUGAGUGUGCCUGCAGAUUUGCAGAAUGUAUGAUUGAUAAAGAAUGGUAAUGCAGGUUUUUGUAAUUACCCCAGUCUGCCUUCUAGGUUGAUACCCUUUUGAACAUUGUGAUGUUUACAUAAGAACAGGACCUGGGCACAAGAUCAUUCUCCCCUCCUAGGUUUUCCAGCAACUGGUACAGGCAGCGACUGUUUUAGGCGUGUCCGAUGUGUGUACAACUGCUCACACGCUCAUCACACCAAACCCAGAAGUGACCCGGAAACAUCCCAAAAAUGGGCGGAGCAAGGUGGGGUGGAAUGGGGUGUUUGCAGGCUUUUUCAGUGGUGUUUUAAAUAUACACAAAUAUAUAUUUGUAUAAUGGCAUUACGGUAUCCGCAGUUUAAUUUAUUGGUAGCGUUCUAUGGGGGGGGAGGGGGGAGUGUAUUCAGCCCUGUCCCCCUGUCACUAUCACCUUCUAUGAAUGUCUGGACUGGGGUGGGGGGUGAAAGUCUGAAGCAGGGGACGUCUUGUACUCCUGGUGGGACCCUGCACGUUUUGGAUCUCUGGAAGAUCCGUUUUCAAAAUCACACAGGAGCCUCCACGUAAAUGAGGCUCCCUGUUUCAGAAACUUCUUCAACUUGCGGAGGUUCACGGAAACAGAAGUUUAGCAAAGUCAUCCCCGCUUUCCUCUAUAUGACUCAUGUAGGGAAUGGAUGCUUGAAGAGGUCUACUGUCUGCUAUGAACAUUAAGUGUAAUGGUUGCUUGUCAUUGUAAUUUAGUUUCUUGGACAAUGUUAUUGGUUGGAAUAAGCCUUCUGGGUGUGAAUACUGUUAACAUUUAGAAGCUAAGACAGCAGUUUACAGGGCAACUUUACAGGUUACAGGUUAAAAUUUAGAAGCUAAGACAGCAGCUUACAGGGCAAGUUUUUCCCCCCUUCUCUUUUUAAGGAUUGGUUUCCCCCCAGUAAUUGCACUUACUUGUGAAAUAUUCCUUAAUAGCACAAGGGCAGAAGUUUUAGGAUUCUGUUCCAUGGAGUCAUCUUGACAUUAUGCUUUGUGAGCUAAAUUGCCUCUGGCCAGGUUGCAGAAUUGGUUAACAAGGAUUUCUUUUCAGUGGAAAAAGAACCAUUGGACUAUGUGUGUGCUCACAUGAGUUGUGUGUAUAUUGGGUUUUUCUUUUCUGUUCUGUUUAAAAACAACACUGUGAUUUUAACUGGCUUACAGCACAAUCUAAACCCAAGAUCCACCAGGAAGAGAGAGUUUGAAUUUGGAAGUUCUUGGGUUAUCAUGGUUGAGCCAGGACUAGGUGGGCAUAAGUCCCUCAGCCUAUAGCCCAGGCCUCAAAACUUGAACCUACAAUCACUUGCCAUUUCAGCCAGCCGUAGCCUCUCCCAGAGGUUCCUGAACAGAGUUUGGAACAGGGCAAGUUACACCAGUGUAAACCAUGCUGGCCUAAGUUACUUUGGCAUCUUAAUACUAGGAUCACUGUGUUAGUUGCUUACAUGGCCCUAAGUCACUCUUGCUUUCCACAGAGAUAACCGCAGCUGUGGGGCAAGAGAAAACUAGUUCACAGGCGUGAGACAAGGAAGGAGCACACUCAAGACAUGUUUCCAGAAACAGCACUUGAAUGUUCUAUACGGUCUAGGAAGAAAUAUGUACAUGGCCAAUAUAAGAAGUGUGAAGCAUUCCCAGAACAACAGCUAACAGUCGCAUUGGUGCGAUCUUCUCUGGUCCAACUUAUUAAAAAGUUUCCUCUGUGUCAUUUUAUUUGUGAUGGCCAGUUCACAGAGGAAAGUGGUCACUUCAUGCUGCAGCCAGCAGGUGAUGUGCAAGGUGCAACAGGAGUGUUACCUUGCUGAAAGGUAUCCAAAUCUCCUGCAACAACCAAGGGAGCAUUUACUGCAUGCUGAAAAGUCCCCAUCAAGUUGUUCUAAGACUUUGGAACAAGACCCGGUGCGAGGCCUCAUAUGUAUUUAGCAUAUGGGCAAUCGAAAUUAGGGGGCUUUUGAUUGCAAUACCCACUCUUCUCCCUGCUGUUCUCUGGACAUGGAAGUUUUGCAUUGUUGUCAUGAGGAAUAAGCAUUCGUUUGCCUAUCUCUUUAUAGAGCCAUCCAGGCAAAUGGCUGUCCCAUCACAUCUUGUGGCAGUGAAUCCUGCAAGUUAAUCACACAUUGCACAAAAGCACUUCGUCUCUUUUGCCUUUGGUCAUCCAUUUCACUGUAUGGCCCUUAUGCUCUGGUAUUGUGAAGGAAGGAAGGAAGGAAGGAAGGAAGGAAGGAAGGAAGGAAGGAAGGAAACCAUAAACCCUCUUCCCACUUUCGCUACAAUCUACACCAUGCCUGAUUUUAUAAACCUAUAUAAUGCAUCUCUGCGCGGGUGGCACUAUGGUCUAAACCACAGAGCCUAGGAUUUGCCAAUCAGAAGGUCGGCGGUUCAAAUCCCUGCAACGGAGUGAGCUUCCAUUGCUCGGUCCCAGCUCCUGCCCACCUAGCAGUUCAAAAGCACACCAGUGCAAGGAGAUGAAUAGGUACCGCUCUGGCGGGAAGGUAAAUGGCUCUGGUUCGCCAGAAGCGGCUUAGUCAUGCCUGCUACAUGACCCGGAAAAACUGUCUGCAGACAAACGCCGGCUCCCUCGGCCUAUAGAGCGAGAUGAGCGCGCAACCCCAGAGUCGUCCACGACUGGACCUAACGGACAGGGGUACCUUUACCUUUAUAACGCAUCUCUAACCAAACACUCAAAAUGCUUUAGCCUUUCUUUGCAUAGGGAAGAUGCUCCCGCCCCCCUUGAUUAUCUUGGUUGCCCUCCUCUGCAUCCCAGCUGUUUGAGAUGGGGCAACCAGAACUGUGUGCCCCUGAAUCACUCCAGCAACCCUAGUCAACAGAUUUGCUCUGCUACCUCCUGCCCCAACACACACAUGAUUUCUAGUAAUAAAUCUGCAGCUCAUGAAUCAACUCUGAUUAGCAUUGUGCAAAGAGCAUGAGUAAUUUCUUUGUUCUCUCCCCCCCCCUUUUCUUUUAUAAAACUUUGUGAUUGCUGUCUGCAGAAGGCCAAAGGUAUGGCCUUAUGGAAAGCAUGAUUCAUUUAUUGGUUUGUCUGUCGACUAGUUAUCUUUCAGUAAUUCCAGAAAGCUGCUACUAGCCAAGAAUGAAUCAUACAUGGCUGAGUGCACUAACAAACGGGGUCAUGAUCAUCUGCAGAAACUUUUGAAAUCUAUUUAUGGUGCCGGGGAAAGAGGUGGGCGUAUGAAUGAUGAUGGAAGAGGUGCCAAUUACCCUUACAAAUAAACCAGUUAGGUAAUGCCAACCGUUACAUAAAUCUCUUUUUAUGCAUGUUGGUAGUGAUCUCUGGAAGGAUAACUUUCAAAUGUGAUUGUAUCUACUUGAUGUAUCUUUCCAAAGUGCUUUUGAUUAAUUUCCUUUGUUGGAGAAUAGCUAAAUUUCUAGCUUCAUUGUGCCCACAGGGCCUGAGUCUGCUAACUGAGACCUUCCGUUCAUAUUCCAUACGAAAGACACACAUUAACUGUUGGGAACUCAGAUAUAUAAGCUAGUCACCAACUGCCAACUUAAACCUAGCUUACGGUCGCCACAAGGGAAUGUCCAGGAGCCAUUUUUCCCAGCGAAUUUUAUUUUUCUUCGUUUCAUUUAUAUGCCAAUUUAUAUCCAGAAUAGAACAAAUUCGAGCUUCAAGGAAAAUAUUUCAGAUCCUUCUCUAAAUGAUACUUUGCUUUCCCCAUAUUUAUUUACCUACUUAAUUUUUAUAGCUGCCCGAUAGCAGAAGUAUGUUAGGAAGCCAGUGUGGUGUAGUGGUUAGAGUGUUGGACUAGGACCUGGGAGAGCAGGGUUCAAAUCCCCACCCAGUCAUGAAGGUCACUGAGUGAUCUUGGGCCAGUCGCAGCUUCUAACCUACCUCACAAGAUCAUUGUAGGGAUUACCUGGGGGGGGGUGAACCAUGUACCCUUUGGGGAAAGGGUGUGAUAUAAAUACAAUAAAUAGGCCCUUCUACUUACCUGCUUAACAAAGCUGAUGGGGCCAACAAGAUGGAGAUUUCAGUUUCCCGCUUGGCAUCCAGAGAUCUCCAUGUGGUCACAGUUGGACGCUUGUCAGUCACACGACUCGCCUGGCUAAUUUUAACCGUAUCAGGGGCAGAAAGAACUGUGAAAGUGUAAUGUUCAUACAACAAUAUGCAUCUCUAUCUUGAAGACCAAGGACUCAUUUAUGCAGGGCCCCGAGUGCACAAAAACAUCUGCCCAUGCUAUGCAGCAUUUUACUUAAAAGUGCCAUAAUCAAUAGGCCUGUUCCCAUGGCUGGUAUCCAACUAAGUUUUACUCAGAGUAGAUACACUGAAAUUAAUGGGCCUAAGUUAAUCAUGUUUAUUUUAAUGGGCUUGUUCCGUGUAGGAGUAGUACUUGGUACAACCAUAAGAGUUCCCCGCCAACAUUUCUCCGAUGAAAAUGGGAACGCCCUAUUAUUAUUAUUAUUAUUAUUCCCUGCCCAUCUCAGUGGGUUGCCCCAGCCACUCUGGGUGGUUUCCAACAUAACUGAACAUUAAACAUUAAAAAGCGGUCCCUAUACAGGACUGCCUUCAGGUAUCUUCUGAGGGUUGUAUAUUGUAUAGUUACUUAUCUCUUUGGCUUGGGACUUGCAUAUAUACUGGUGGAGCACUGCGUAAUUUUAAUGUCCUAUGUAAGAUCCUGCACACGGCAGCACUUUUCAUGCACCCAACACCUUGCAGUCUUGGAAUACACGUUGUUUGGAGUUGCUGCCAGAGUUGGAUUUUUCAUUUGGUUUCUCUCCAAAGGAAUAUGUAUGCCCUGCUGGGUUUUAAUGGGCUUUUAGGCUAGCCUACAAUUCCAAAGAAGGCAGCCGUGCCUUAGAAAUGUUAUCAUGCUAAGCAAACCCAAACAAGAUUUUGCCUUGUCAUGCCUGGUCCUACUUCCACAAUGGCCUAUGUGGCAACAGCUCUGUCUAGACGCUGUAAUUACUUUCUGUUUCUCUUUGUUUUUCUCUUGCUUACUGGAAACAGCUAGCUCAUAUACCCUUUGUAGAUCACACCUGCCUCACCGGACUGAUGUGACAAGGAAAACUUGCCCUUUGCUACUGUUGCUGUGCCAAAACUAUAUACUGUAGUGCUCUCCCAGAUGCUGUAAGCCCAUAAUUAAAACUAGUUGUGGUUCCAGCUUGUGCAAGCUCUACUGCCAUUAUUGGCCAGCUAUCAGUAUCAACCAUGAGUAAUUUUGGACUCACAGCUGUCCACGGAGGCACAGGUCAAUUCUGAGUCCAGGGCAGCUGUCUACCAGCUUCAUCUGGUACGCCGGCUGAGACCCUACCUUGCCCACACACUGUGUCUCAAGAGUGGUCCAUGCACUGGUUAUGCGCUGGUGACCUUGAAGGUGACUUGGAAACUGCAACCAAUCCUGAAUGCAGCAGGUGGACGGGUGACUAGGAGCGGCCGCCAGGACCAUAUAACACCGGUCCUGAAAGACCUACAUUGACUUCUAGUACAUUUCUAGGCACAAUUCAAAGAGUUGGUGUGGCCCUUUAAAGCCCUAAACAGCCUUGACCCUGUAUACCUGAAGGAGCAUCUCCACCCGCAUCGUUCAGCCCAGAUGCUGAGGUCCAGCUCCAAAGGCCUUCUGGCAGUCCCCUCAUUAUGAGACGUAAAGCUACAGGGAACCAGGCAGAGGGCCUUCUUGGUUGUGGCACCCACCCUGUGAAACGCCCUCCCAUCAGAUGUCAAGGAAACAGACAACGACCUGAUUUUUAGAAGACAUCUGAAAGUAGCCCUGUACAGGGAAGAUUUUAAUGUUUGAUGUUUUAUUGUAUUUCUAAUAUUCUGUAGGGCUAGGUAGAGCGACCCCUCCCCUCUGUCCAAAUAUCCUCCAGCAUGGUGGAGCAGGGUUUGUUGACCACUGUGCCACACAGUUGACUUAUUUGCUAUUAGUUGGGGAAUGCAACGUACGACACAGGGAGUGGAACGAACUAAUACUCCAGAGUGCUUGUUCCUCUUCCAUUCCUGCCACACCUGCUCCACAUUCCACGCUCCGCUGCAGAGACUAGAUGCCUGUGAAUGUCCACUAACAGUUAGUCAUGGGCCUUUGGGUUUUCUUCCAAACAUUCCUUUGGUCUGGGCUGACAGAGGCGAGGCCCUAAGCUGUGGGUGGGUUUCGCUUGAAUUUGCAGGGAAACCCUCAAUGCAGUUGGUUGUGAUGUCUUCAGCAGAGGCAGUUCUGCUAUGUUAUUUCUCCCCGCUCAGAAUAUGAUGUGGUCUUGGUUAGACUGAGCCUCCUGGAAAUCAGUGGAAUGAAGAGACACCCUUUUGAAAUACCCACCAGCACCUUCUAUGGUGCCCCCAAGUGGUCCCAGUAAAUAUCUCCCCACCCCCAAAAAAUACACAAUACAUGAGACCCCGUUGGCUCUUCCCUUGGGUAUCGGGGUGGGGGGAAGACCUGCCACUUUCCCUGGAAGAACCAUCACCCCCACCUUCCUUUCUUUUUAAAAAAUUGUAUGUUUCUGGCAGUUGAAAAAAUUGAGAUAGGAGACAAAAUGCGCAGACCCUUUUCUUCUCUGUUUUGUGAGAGACUUGCUUUGUCCCAGUUGUUUGUGCAGAGUAUUGAACACCCAUCCUUCUGUUCUGAGGUACAAGGAGCUUCUCUCUCCCCCGCCCUUCCUCCCUCUGUGUGCGCAACCAUAUAGAGGUAGGCCCCUUCCCAUUGAUGGAGGGGCCCUGCUUGCAACCAUUUUAUGGCCCUGCCUCUCCUCCCCCCCUGCUCUUCUUAGAUGUGAAAGCCAUUUUGUGUGGGGACAUGAUGUCCUGGAUUUGGGUGAGAAGAUGCUGGAGGGUAGAGGGAUGCGGGUGGUGCUGUGGGUUAAACCACAGAGCCUAGGAUUUGCCAAUCAGAAGGACGGCGAUUCGAAUCCCCGUGACGGGGUGAGCUCCCAUUGCUUGGUCCCUGAUCCAGCCCACCUAGCAGUUCAAAAGCACGUCAAAGUGCAAGUAGAUAAAUAGGUACCGCUCCGGCGGGAAGGUAAACAGCGUUUCCGUGCGCUGCUCUGGUUUGCCAGAAGCGGCUUAGUCAUGCUGGCCACAUGACCUGGAAGCUGUACGCCAGCUCCCUCGGCCAAUAAAGCGAGAUGAGCGCCGCAACACCAGAGUCAGUCACGACUGGACCUGAUGGUCAGGGGUCCCUUUACCUUUACCUUUAUGCUGGAGGGUAUGCAAAGGUAAAACUCACAUACAUCACUCCACCCACAUUGCUUCUGGUCCCAUCUGCCACCAGCAUGUGGGCCCAGAAGGGAGUGUGGCCCUCAGACUGAGAAAGUCCCGUAUAGUAGACAGACGGCAUAUUGGCAGGAACAGAUCUCCCAUCUCUUUGGUACUUGCGACUCCUUCCUUUUAAGCCGACUUCUACGUUCUGUGAAAUUAAACAUGCUCCUUGAACCCUGGCUGAUGCUGAAUGCUUAUGGUAGCAACCUUCGUGACUAGUGAAAGCCCAUUCUUUUCUUCCAUGCUGUGAGACUUUACUGCUUGGCAAGGUGCAUGUGCUUUAUUCUGAAAAGCCUUUUGAAGGAAGUGUGUGUCAUCUCCUAUUUUGCUGUAGGCCGAGUCAGAAUCUGAGUGUGCUUUUUGACUACCCGUCUAGGAAUUUUUACUGAAGUCUCCUGCAUAGUUUAACCUUGUGCAAAUAGAAUUCUCAUUUGAAGUCUUUAAACACACACACACACACACACACACACACACACACCAUCUCUCUCUCCCCCCACCCUGAUUUGUUCAAUUCUGUCCCUACUUCCAUCCCUUCAGACUGUGAAUAAAACCCUUUUCUUUGGAAGAAGGGCAACUGAGCAAGGCAGGCCUUCUGUGUCCCAUUGAUACUAUGAGUAAGCACCCAGUCAUCAACCUCAAAACUUCUUACUGAACCAUAUGUGAAGAAAUUUGGACAACUUCUGAAAUAGUUGAAGGUGAGGCCCACAAAGCUUGUUGCAGCUGGUGUGCCUCCGGGGAUCCUUGUAAGAUCUAGCAAAAGAAGCGUUGAUGUGUAUUCAAGUGGUUGGAGUAAGGCUGUGCACAAAGUUUGUGGCUUUAUUGAAAUUGCUUACGAAAUAGCAUUUUAUUAGCCAUUUCGUUCCCUCAUCAAAGCAUGCAAGAUUUUCUGCAUGUAAAAGCAGAUGGACUUCCUGUUGAACUUGAUCUACUGUCCAUACAUUUUCUUUUUUAAAAAGAAGUCAACUUCCUCUACACAACGUUUUGUUUCCUCACUGUGGUUUCUUCAACCAGAAUCUUGUUCGCAAGGAUGAGCUUUGCCAGAACUGAGAUGUCAAAAGCGCACUGCAAAUUUAAUUUAGAUAAGCAGAAUAAGUUUACUGGAAAGCAUGUUGGUCAAAAGAAGCAGAGCUCUUCAAAAGGCGUGCAAUCUCAGCAGGAAAUGCUUUGGCAAAAACCCACAUGUGUUUUCAGCUUCUGUGCAGGUCUUGUGUGAUCUGGAAGAUAUGCUUUGCAAGAGGUUAACUACAUAUUAAGAUUAGAACUGGCAAACUGAGCAGAACACAAAGCUGAAGAACUGAUUUGUCUUAUAAUAUUACGCUAUGAAGAAUUCUAUUCCUGUUGCUUCUCACGGAUAUCUGUUUUUAGAAAUAAGAGUUAUACAAGUAGAUAUAUUAAAAUGUGAGCAGUUUGUUAAAAGAAGAAGUUCCCAAGUGGGAACUUCAAAUUCAGGGAAGAAGGUCUGUGAAUCAGGGAUGGAGAGCCUGUGGUCCUCCAGGUGUUGCUGAACGACAGCUCCCAUUCACUGUUCGAAAUUAGCCAGGCGCCAGGCGCAUUUUGCACCUGCCUAUCAGCCCCCAGAUGCCUGGGCCCCAGGAUGGCACCUGACAUCUCCACCAUCUGGAGGUGCAUAUCUGGGGUUCAUUGGAUCUUGACUGUUUCCACACACUGAUACCACAUCCUGUUAUCAGUUAUAUUUUAUUUGCACAAUCAGAAUGAAUUUUAGGAAUCAAAAUACCUUUUCUGUGCAGCCUGAGCAGGAGCAGUGAACAGCCUUGUAGUUACCGGUAAUAGUUGUGUCUUGUCUUCAUUUAUCCCACCCCACUGCCCUGCUCACAGUUGUGAAGUAUAUUCUUAUGUUACGAAUGCUUGGUGUAACUAUUAAGGAGAAGAGGUAGGAAUGGGCCAAUAUAUAUGUGGACUGUCCCUGGAUCAAGUGGCUUUUCUUUUUUAAGUUCUCAAGUUUGUCAUCUGAAAUAGCCAGAUGUUGUCAGUCCACCAUUUGAAAAAUAAGGCUUUGAGCCAUCUUGCCCCCAAAUGGCGACUAGACAUUCUGUUUUGGCGACUGUAACCUUGGUUUAGGGAGCCAUUUGGUGCCUAGCUUAUAUAUCUGAGUUUCUCACACUGCUCCCAUGAUCCCUGACCAUUGGUCUAACUGACUGGGGCUAAUGGGGAUUGGCAUUCAGCAACACUUGGAAGGCCAGAAGUUCCCAAUUCUUAGUCUCGGUUAUGGUUUCUGCAAGUGGUGGAAGGGCCUUGCCUCAACAUAGUCCAAUCUAUGCUCUUUUUCUUCCUUUUUUGCCAAGAACAGGCAUUUUGCUCUCAUUUUCUUUAUCUUUCAAUGGUCAGCCGCUUUGAUCAAAUCAUAAUUUCCCCACCAUUUUGAAGCUGGAGUUGCUCCAUUAAAAAACCCACAACGAAUUCAAUAAGAUCUGUGCUGUGACUCUUUCUAAACCGAAUAGAUGUGCUAAGAAUUGCUUUGAUAUCCUGUUCUGGGUUUGGAGUUAUUUUCAAUGCAGGGAAGUGGAGAAACUGCUUGCAGAUGCUGCUAACAUAUUUUGACCAUUUUGUCAUGCAUUUUAUUGCUCCAGUGGAAUAUCUUGCAAGGGUGGCCCCACCUUUUUUGUCAUCUUUUCCCAUACAGAUUCAUGUGGAAAACAUAAAUUCCCAGCCAUUUUUUUGCGGGGUGGGGCUCUGCACGACUUAGAAGCUAGGAUACUUCUCCAGUGUCAUAAUGAAGCACUUGCUGAUCCAGAUUCCGUGCUUCACCAUGGGAAAGUAGACUCCCUGCAUUGCAGUAACAUUCACUGAAUCUUGGUCUGCUCUCCAGGUACUGCUUUGAACUGGGUUUCCAGUUUUGCCUGUGGGAAAUUAAUAGGUGAACUUGGACUUGAAAAUGCAGGUUGGGUCUCUCCUUGGCCAUGAAACUUAUUGGAUGGCUUUGGGCAAGUCCCUUUCUCACAGUGUUGCAAGGUUGUUCUGCCCUGAACUCCUUGAAGGAAGAGCGAGAUAUUUUGGGUGGCAUUUGGUUUCCUCACAAUUGUAGAAUUAUAACACACAUGCAGACAGCCCAUCCAAAUGCUACUGCCUGUUUGAUGUUUAUAAGUGUAAGCUGGCAGGCACUAGGGAUAUGGCUUUCUCAGUGGUGGCCCCACACCUUUGGAACUCUCAGAGAGAUGUAUAUGGAAGUUGGAUCAGUUAAUGUUUUCAGGAAAGCUUUCCUGCCACUGCUGCUCUUCCUUGUGUGAAGGGCCAUAGCUCUGUGUCAGAGCACAUGUUUUGCAUGCAGAUGAUUCCAGGUUCAAACCCUAGUGUCUCCAGGUAGGGCAGGUAAAGGUUUCCACCUGAAGAUCCAGGAGAUCUGCUGCCGCCACUGACUGGCCCAAUACUGAACUGGAUGGACCAACAGCCUGACAUUAAAAGGCAGCUUGCCAUGUUCCAAUUCAGCAACAUAACCAAGUACGGAGAGGGUUGGUUGGCUGUUGUUUGCUUGAAGUCUCUGUUGGGGAUGCCUUAGAUUUGGAUCUCUGUCAACAUGAAGUGAGUUGGACUGGAUGUAGCCUUCAAGGCUCCCUUCAACUCUAUAAUUUUACAAUCGAUUCCACUGAUUCUGUGUUCGUUUCCAGGGAAGUAAAUUCAAGAUGAUGUAGCUUUGCAUGACGUAUUUUGCUUAGGUUACAAUGGUUGUGUGCUGUGAACAUGCUCUAGGUAUUCUUUUGCAUGAGUUCAGUUGUGUAUGUGGUGACCCCCUUUGGCUUGGAAUGUUUGGUAGCAGAAAUGUGACGGAGAACAGAAACAGAAAUAAAAAUACUUGCUAGAAAUAACAAUACUGGGACGCUACCACUGAUGCUAAAACUGAGAACAGGAAAUGCUACUGCAUGCGCAACUGAUGGCGACGACAAAUUAGCUCUUGGAACUCUUAGGCCGUAGUUAACCCCAUUAACCUGGAAAAUCAUAGGAGUCUUGCACUGUGAUGUUCAUAUGGUUUUCAUGGAUCAUACUACUGCCACUCACGUGAUGAAAUUUGGGGCAGUAUUCUGGCACACAGGUUUGCCCCACUCUUUCCAUGGGUGAAUUGUGGGGGGACAGAAGUGCCUAUGCACGUAAAAGGUGUCUGAUGACCUCUGCUAUUGUGUCGCACCACACUCAAUGGUGUGAAUGAAGUUUAGCAUGACCUGGUGGAAUAUUGAUUAAAAAAUGCACUGUUCCACAGUGCAAGAGAAAGUGCAGUGUGAAAGGAACAUUAGAAAACAGGACAGAAGCACUAGCAUGAUAACCAGGAAGUUUUACACAAUGAUCUCCUUGCCUCAGUGCACCCUAAGUCUCUGCCCCUGCCUUUCUCUCUGCAUCCCAGUUUGGGCCCAAUGCAUAGAACAGCCAAGGAACUCUCUGCAUUUUUCUUAUUGUAAGGAAAGGAUUUUGGAAUUGGCUGAAUCAAAGUUUUGGGUAUUAAUCCAUUCCUCAGACUUCAGCUGCAAAGACCGCUUAACUGUACUAUCAGGAUCAUACCUACUUUGCACUGAGUUUUACUGAAGUAAAAGGCCAUUCUCUGAGUUACCAAGUUUUGAAUUAGACUCUGUUCGUCCUGGUCUUACUUUGCAAAGCGCUUGAUGAAAGACAAAAGCAGCACGUCAUUCUAAUAGCGCUGGAUCUUUUCCUUUUCCCCCAGGAACAUUUAUCUAUUUAAUAUUUACUUAAUUACCAAAUUCUCCAAGCAGCGCGUAUAAAAAUUACAGAAAGCACGUAGUGGAUAAAAUUAAGAUUAAUCACAAAAAUAUGAAACUUCCUUAAAAUGCCUGCUGAAAUAGAGAAGUCUUUGUCAAACUCCUGAAGUUCAACAGAGCCGAGGUCUGUCUGGUCUCAGCUUCCCUCCUGCAGUGCUGCAAAUUCCCACACAAGUUAUCUCACCAUCUUCUAAGAAAUGGGAUCACGUUGUCCGUCCAUGAAUUUAGAACUUGCUGAUUUCAAAAGUCACUGUGCAUCUGAUGAAAUAAGCUGUGGCCCACACAAACGCACACCCUUUAUAAAAUGAAGAGCGUAGAUGCGUUUUGCUGCUUGCCCUUCGCAGCUCAGGUUGCAACGGAAUAUCUAUGGGUGGAUUUCUGUUCCCGUUGUUGGCAUUAGAAAGUUUAAACAAAUUGACUGUCUCCCCCCACCCUCUGAUUAGUAGGUUACCGAGGGCAAGGGACGGUAAUAAACUUGUUGGCAUUGAUCUUAGUGGCAUUUUUCACUUCUGUCAUGGCAUUCCUGAUAAAUGGUCCAAGGUCCUGCAUUUAAAUAAAGAUUUAUCGGAGGCACACAGUCAAGUGUUAACAUGCUAUUCAGUGGAAGUUCACAUGCUUUGUUUUUGUGCAUCCCAGAAGAUAAUGUUCUAAUGCGUGCUCUGCAUGUUUGCUUUAUUCGCAACCUGUCUCAAAAGCGUUCCUGUACAUCAGUGUUACUUUUUUUAAAAAACUGGCAGCUCAUCUGAAACAAGACUUUGAGGGUGCCAGGCUGAUAAUUCACAGGAAGUCUGUGGAGCAUUGCCAUUUUUUCCUGAAAAAGAGAAAAGGUUGUGCUUUUGUUUUUGGGUGUCCGAGCCUUGUUCAUCUAUUUAAAUCCUUCUGGUUAAAUUGUAUUCAUUUAUUUUAUUAAUACUUCAUCAAUACCGUAUUUUCAUUUACUUCUGAGAUUUCUUACCAUCUUUUCACCAUAAGACCCCAGGGCAGGUUACAAGCAAUACAAUAUAGAAUUAUAAAAACAACUGAAAACAGUGAACAGUGUUCCAAAUGGAACAGAACAGUAUAAAUUCAGCAAAAGGGGUGGGUUCCGCCUAAUAAAAUGCCUUAACUAAUAAAGAGGUGCAUUUUCAGCAUAGAAGCCAGGUUUACCUCCAUGGGGAGGGAGUCCCACAUUUUGGGGACUGAUUUUUGAGUAUGCAAAGCACUUAAGAACCCCUCACCUAGGGGAAGAAGGGUCAGCCUCUUUUCGUUUGCCUAACAGCCAAAUUGGGCUCUGUUUCCCUUCCUUCCAACUCCCAGUCCUUCCUCCACUGGGCUAGAAGCCUAUCACUCUCUGAUUGCCACCUGCAGCACCGAUCUCAGCCCAGCCAAACUGGAGGCCACGAUUAUUCCAGCAUAGGGAGAUGAGGUAGGGACAAUGUAGGGUUUUACCCACUCCAACAUACAAUGGUCAAUUGCAGUUAACGGUGGCAAAGAGAGCUUGCCAGAGAAACACUUCGGCAACUGGCGUGGAGACAUACUUACCCAGAAGACCAGAAAAGUUGUGAGCUGGUCUUCUGAAUUCUUGCUUCCAAACUCCACUGCUUUUAAUUCACCUACCUUCACCAGGAAAUGGUUUUGAGGGGCAAGGUUGCAAGUUGACUGUGAAACAUUUAUUUACUCCCAGGAAAUCCCGGUGUCAUCUGCCAGAACUUCCCAGGAGGAACUUGCUUGACAAUUGCCUCUCUUCUUCCUUAAACCCUAGGUUUCUAAGAUCGUUAUCAUGGGUGUUGUGAAUUUGAGCUUGGAAAUAUCUGUCAAAUAGUGAGAUUUAAGGAUAAACCUCUGGGAGUUAGCAAACCUGAAGAGUUUGCUUUCUAUCCCACACUUGGCAGGCUGGUGCCCACUGCUUGCCAUAAUUCACAUUUUGUGAGUCACAGUAUCUUUACAGGGCUGUUAAUUUACUAAGCUGGGUUCCUUACGUCUUAUGCUGGCUUGUAAAUAACCCUUUCUCUAGAGACAGCGGAUGAGGCAGUUUUUGGAAAGUAGAAGAGAGUUGGUUCUUCCGGUGUGCCACAAAUGAUAUUCAAUAGGUCAAGAAAUGUUGAGGACUAGGAACGUCUGUGCACUUGUCUGCAAGGCCAAUAUUGUUCACAUGCUGAUAACAACAAGAAAAUAAUUAACCUCUGUCUUUAUUAUGACUCAUUAGCUUAGAGUUCUGUCUACACUGGCUUCUGCUAAAUGAAAGAGAAAUUGCCCUCUAAGUUAGCUUAGUUUUGUGACCCUUUUAUCUUGAGCAAAGGAAUUCUUUCUCAGCUAAUUCCACUCUGUGCAUACAGAAAACCAGCAGUAUUCUCACAGGGAGGAGCACACGAGCUGUUGGAAAGCAAAAGUUAGUUUCAGAAGUUGUGCUGGUGGGGUGUGUGGGAGCUCCUGCUUCUGCCCCACAGAGAGGGCUUGUAGAUGCAAUUUCAAUUUUUGGAUUUUAAAAAAAUAUUCAUUGAAAAAAGGCAGUGACUGCAGAAGAAGAUGCCAGUUUCAACUCUUUGCAUUCUUAAACAUGGCUGUAUCUGAAGUAUUAGCGAAUGAGAAGUUUGAUAAGACCCUGUUCACCUAACUGUUCAGGAAGGUAUGGGUAGCAAGCGAUAAGUUCCUUGCCUAUGUGAAUAUGCAACCUUUCCCUAAUAUUAGCAAAUGAGAUAUCUCUUCCAUGGGCUUCUCUCUAUCUUACCCACCCACUCCCAGUCCAGAACAGAACAGGAUGUCCUACAACACACGAGGUAUUUAUUUGGCAACCACAUUAUAAAGAAGUUGUUGCAUGUGCUGCUGAGACAGAAAUAAUGGGUGUGCUGACAGCUGAGCUUGUUUUGUGGUGGUUUUGUUUUUUGUUCAAAUGUCUUCAGGCGCUGAAUGUCUGGCCACACAACUUUCCCACCAGGUAAACUGGUUCGGCUAAGUAUUUCGGGAGCUGCCAAAACCUAAUUGUGUUUCAUGCUGUCCUGUAUGAAGAGCUGCUAUCGUCGGGCCUCAUAAAAUGGUUUGAAAUUACCUUGGAUGUGCUGCUCACAGUUGCAUGCCUGCCGCUUUUCAAGAAGACUGCUAGAUGCUUGAGGCACAUCCUGGGCAAUAGGUGCAAUUAAGGCUUUAUAUGCAGCAUUUUCGAGAUUUCACUAGUUGUGCGUCGCCCCUUCAGUAGGGUAGCCUUCCUCAGUUUGGAGCCUUGCAGAUGUUUUGGUCCACAGACCCCACCAUCCCUAGCCCACAGGGGCAUGCUAGCAGGGACUGAUGGGAAUUCUGGUCCAAAAUAUCAGGCGGGCACCAGGUUGGGAAAGUUUGUACCGAGAACAUAGGCUUCCCUUUGAAUGUCCGCUGAGAGGAUGUUGGAUUCAUUGACCAGUUUCUCGUUUCUGGACAAGAAAGAACCCCAUGCAUUCUGAUCUUCAAUAUUGUUGUUGUUGUUGUUUAGUCGUGACCGACUUUUCGUGACCCCAUGGACCAGAGCACGCCAGGCACUCCUGUCUUCCACUGCCUCCCGCAGUUUAGUCAAACUCAUGCUGGUAGCUUCGAGAACACUGUCCAACCAUCUCGUCCUCUGUCGUCCCCUUCUCCUUGUGCCCUCCAUCUUUCCCAGCAUCAGGGUCUUUUCCAGGGAGUCUUCUCUUCUCCUGAGGUGGCCAAAGUACUGGAGUCUCAGCUUCAGGCUCUGUCCUUCCAGUGAGCACUCAGGGCUGAUUUCCUUCAGAAUGGAUAGGUUUGAUCUUCUUGCAGUCCAUGGGACUCUCAAAAGUCUCCUCCAGCACCAUAAUUCAAAAGCAUCAAUUCUUCAGCAAUCAGCCUUCUUUAUGGUGUUAAAAACAUGGCAGUAGACGAUGGGUCUGCAAGGAAAUGUGAGAUUCCAAGGAGCGCUUUGCAACAAAAGGCCCUCACAGUGACAUCUUCCUGAGCCAAAUUAUUCUCAAGACUUCCUAUAGCAUAAAUCUGGCCUUCCUGUCUUUUCCUUAUUCUGUCAGAGGGGUUUGGGGGGUGUUUUGGGUAUUUUGCUUUGCUUCCCCACCUCCCAGUUCCCCCCAUUAAAUGUAAGACAAAAAAAGGAGCAAGUGCACAGCAUAGCAAAAUAUCCUCAUAGCUUCUGAGGAUUUUUUUUUUUAAAAAAAGCUGGUUUAAGGCAGACCUCCCUGUAUCAGAUAGUUAUUCUUGGAGCCUUUGUUGUCUGGGUCUUGUCUGCAGCUUCAGCCUGUACAUUGGUAGGAGAAAAAAGCCGCUCUCUCAAAUCCAAAAGUGCUUUCUUUCUUUUUUUAUUCACAAGCUUUGUUAGUAUUAUUGUGAGGUUUCAAGCUUCCUCCCGGGAGACUGCUCUACACAUUUCCAAAAGAUAACAGCAUACCCUUGCAGCAUUAUUAGGCAUUUCUUGCUUUAUUUCCUAGGAACAAGGGAAGAAUUACAGCCCUUACAGAGAUUACAGCUGUUAAGAUGCCAUGGCAAGGCGGGCACCAGGGGUCAGCAUCAUCAGGCACCUGCCUGAGGCUUAAGACACCAGUGCCCUGGUCUUCCUCCAGUUCCCUGUUCACCUGCAUACAGUAGUUUCAUUGCAGUAACUGACCUUUAAGAGCCAUGACUUUGAAUACCACCCUUCUACAUGCCAGGAGGGCGUGGACCUUAGAGCAAAGCUUUGGGAAAAGGUUCAGUGGAAUAACACAAUGUGAUGCAUGCAGAAGGUUACAUGAUCAGUGUCUGGGACCUCCAGUAUCCCUGCUUGCAGGUUAAGAUACAGUGGUACCUCGGUUUAAGAACAGCCCUGUUUACGAACUAUUCGGUUUACGAACUCCGCAAAACCGGAAGUAAUGUCCUGGUUUGCGAACUUUACCUCGGUCUAAGAACGGAAGCCGAAUGGUGGAAGCGCACCAGCGGCGGGAGGCCUUAUUAGGGAAAGCGCACCUCGGUUUAAGAACAGACUUAAGUUCGUAAACUGAGGUACCACUGUAUAUGCUUGAGAUCCUGAACAGCUCCCAUCACCCAGUUGAGCUAAAUGGACCAAUGGUCUUGGCUAGAUAUAAGGCAGCUUCACAGCUGUCUAUAUCUUCACUAGAACCUUGCGUUCUAGGUUAUGCAAAGGGCUGUACUGAGAACUCCCUCACAUAAGGAGAUGGAAGAGUCUACCCGAUGGUUUCCAUUUUAGCAGGUGGAUAAAAUCCUUACUGACCAGGGAUAGGCCUAAUAAUCCUAAUACUUACUCACUGUAAAUUCCUACCUCAGUUUAGAUGACUUUAAGAGAGAUUUUAGGGAUGCCUUGCUAAAAUGCUGUAAGUGUGAGUUGGCUCAAUUCACAGAUGGGUAGCCAUGUUAGUUUUUUGCAACAAAAACAACAAAAAGCCUGGUGGCAAUGAAAAAAAAAUAUUAUGCUAUUCAGCUUUCAUGGGCACAAACCCACUUCAUCAGAUGCAAGACUCUUUGCUUUUUGUUAGUUGCUCCUUAGGGUACAGCUACCCCCCCCCCCCGGCAGCAUCACAAAGUUAAGGCCACAAUCCUUAACAACAUCCCUGGCCAUAAGUCUUAGUGAGAUCAAUGACACUUUCUUCUGACUAGAUAUGUAUGGAAUUGUGCUGUAAAUCCCUAACUAGGAGAGGAAAGAAGCAUCUUGUGUUAACUGUGCAUGCACAUUAAUGCACACACACACAUGACCGCUAAGGCACUAUGGUGUGCAUAACCUGCCAUUUCUCACACAUUGCUGAGACUUAUGUGGAAGUGUAAAUAACGUAGACCAAUGAGUGUUUCUUUCCCCCUGGUGUAUUUUUAACCAAAAGAAAUAAUAUUCCCAUUGCUUUUAAACUAGAGGCAGCUGCAAAGUAAACACAACGCACAACAGGCAGAGCACAGCUUCCGGCUUCCUCCUCCUCUUAGGAGAGGAGGCUCCUCAGGUUGCCGUGCAAUCCAAAAUAGGUUUUCUUGGAAGUAAAUCCUAUUGAACUCAAUGGGGCUUACACACUGAUGUGUGGCCACUGUCUGCGGAUACAAGCACAAUAAACAUUAGUAGCAGCACCUACUAAAUCCCAUGAAAGGAGCAGCUCUCAUUCUCCAAAGAAGAUGGGCAACAUGUGGCCUUUUCUCCUCAUCUUUGGCAGCUGUGGCACAUCUUAACAUCGCUCCAGUUCAGGAAUUUGCUGCCCAAGUAUAACAACAACAGCAACAACAAUUCCCAAAGGAAACCUCCACAUGGAGGAAGAACAUCUGAGAAAACCCAGUCUCCAUUUCCAGCUGCUGCUUCCUAGUGGUGGUUCUGCCUCUGUGACUGCAGAAAAAAAAUGGCUCUCUGCACUCACGCAAAUUGCCACUGGAAAGCAGCAGAGCACCUUGUAACUGGGUUUAUAUCGGGUCAGGGAGUUCUUCAUUCAGCUACAUCCCUAACAGUUGCUUCACGCGGCGGAAGAUGCUGCAGACAUCUUGACAUUAGACCUCCAUCGUGGGUCUUCCAUUGCAGUCAAUUAUUUGUUCAUUUCUUCCACUGUGGCUACUCUGGUCUUCUCUAUGGGAGUCUGAUGGGCCUGAAGUGCAUCAAAUUCCUGUGAGUUCAUUGGAGGUCUGUGGACAGAAGCUGUAGCUUGGUGGUAGACCACACCUGCUUUGCACGCAAUUCUUGGCAUCUCCAAUUAAGAAAACGCUGGCGAUGCUGAUGUAGCUGGACAAAUGGUCUGACCUGGUAUAAUGAAGUUUCCUAUACAAAACUCUGCCCUCCAAAUUGGGUGACGGGUGGCCAGUCUGCCACAAGUGGCACAGGCAGCAAGAGUUUGUGGCAUCCCGGUUGGACAGAGGGGUUUGAGGCACAUGCACACAACUCUUUUGUGCCCUGCACAUGCAAGGCACUUAGUCCUGCCUAAGCUUUGCAAGGACAAAGCUUCAUCGUAUUUUGACAAAGCCCAAGCAUCUGUCUCCUGCCUGCAACUUCCACUGUGUGUUCCUUGGAGGUUUUUGAGCAGAGGCUGGAUGGUCAUCUGUCAUGGAUGCUUUAGCUGAGAUUCCUGCAAUCAGUGAUGAACCUUGGGUUCCCUUCCAACUCUUAUGAUUCCAGGACUAGGCUGUUUGCACAUUUAACAAUUUUUAAUGCGUGAGAUUGCGAAAUAGGAUCUGAUAUUUUUAAUAGUGAGCAACCUUUUGCUGCAUCCUGUCUUAGUUUUGCAGCAUUUGCUUAUUGAAAGUAAACUCCAGUUAUCUCAAUAGGGAUGCAGUCCUCCUGGGCUCACGAUUCCAGGGGAGGAUGUGAAAUACACCUCUUGUCUUGUAACAACCUGCUCUGAAAGAAACCCAAAUUGCUCAUUAGGAAAGUUCCCAAAAGUAUUACAAUUCAGCGCCCAGGGUGCAUUAUGGAAGCAGGCAGGUUCAAAUUCCUUUCAGAUGGAUGAAUUGUGGCACAAAGCAUGUUCAGAUGAUGCUUAUGCAGCCUGAUUCUAUCUUUGUCUGUUUACUGGCGAGGAGGGUCCACUAAAAUCAGUGGGAUGCCUUCCCUCUGCAAAAAGAGAGAGAAAGGGAACAUGCAUAGACUUUUGCCUUCAAACAGUUGGAUUGAAGUAUAUGGCAAAAAUGGCGAGAAUAAUCUGAAAAUCAUACAGCCCUCCUUUCAGAACAACAACAAAAAGAGAGCAGCAAUUCUUGAAGAUGUUUUGUCUGGUGUGCUGCAGUCUCCAUAGUGAAGGCCAGCAAUGUCUCUGCACACUCCGGGCUCUCAGAAUGGUUUUAAGUGCAAAAGUCAGCACUGUUUGGUUCUCUCGUUACACUGUGUCCUGCAAAAUUGCAUUCUAAAAUGAUGAAACUGGAUCGGGCAUAGUCUUUUAACUUUCACCAAUCUCCAUGCAGACUAUUUUCCAAGUUGUUUUCUGCUUCCCUCCUGUUCCACCCCCCACCCCACCCCAGAAAAGUAUAUGCCAGCCUCUGUUCUCUGAAGCAAGCCAUGUAUCUCGAUAAUACAAUACUUGCCUUCUCCUGCAUUCAGACUGGAGGUCUAGACACUUUUUCUACCUUUUGUUCGGAGGGGUCACGGGGUUAGGAUAGUGUUCCCAGCCAAUUUUCUCUCUCCCGAACAGUGGAUGUUUUCCCACAAUAGGGGGUUGUGCUUGGGAAAUAAAGCCAGGGCUCGUCCGCAGAGAGCAGGCCCCUCUUUUUAAGCACGCUCAAUUUUUAUAAUUACCAAGGCAGCUCCCGAAGAGAAACGUGCUUUUGAAACGCAGUCAAGAUUACUCCCACUCCAGUUCUUACAUGCACAGAUUCUCAGCUGACACAGUCUAAAUAAAAACCUUUUACCCUAUGCCAAUAAGUCUCGAGCAAGCUGCCAAAUAGCGUUGAGGACCAAGAUAUAUAAAAAAAAACAACCCUCCACUGCUAAAACACUGCAGUCAGGUCUAAGCAGCGUAUGCCUCAUGGAAAGGGUACAAUUGACGUCCCUCUUUCCACCGCGUUCCACACACAAGAUGUUCGGUCUUUUGGGAAGGGGGUGUUGUUGCAACACAUUAACAGAAUUUUAAAUAUCUUUGUUGGAUUCUAGGCAAAUACAACUCCCUUAGCAACAAAGCAGAGCCAAUACUUUUUGCUGGUACAUAUUCUCUCUCCCCCCCAACGCUCUUUUUUUUUUUUUUAAAUAGUAAGGCAUUUAUCUUAUUUUUAAAAGUCACACACACACACACACACACACACACACACACACACACACCAUGCAAAACGGUGUUCCAGUUAUUCAAACAAUGCUCCAACUUUGCAAUUGUUGUGGUGAGGCCAUCUGUUCCUCUUGUUAUCGAGGUCCAUGCUGACUCCAUUGCUUCAUCCACCAGGCUGUCACAAGGAGUAAGUCUGCAAGCCUAAGCAUGCUCGCUUGGAAGUAUCGGUUUUAGAGUUUGCACCUUUCAAGCUGGCCCUGUAAAUAAAUACUCAGGCCCCAAAUGGCUAUAGCGAUGGCUCUUUGGAUGUGAACUCCAUUUCAGAUGUUGCUAGACUACAUUUCCGCUCAUUCCUGCCCAUUGGCCAUGCUGGCUGGGACUGAUGGGAGCUGGAGCCUACCAAUGACAUCUGCAGAUUCCCUGCCUCUUUUAUUACCAGAUGCUUUUUUGGGCAAACAACACCGGCUGACACCCUCCAUCUUGUUUUGCCCAUCCUGGGGCCAGUGGCUGGCCACUGUUGGGGACACAGUGACAGAUUCCAUGGACCUUUGAUCUGAUCCAGUGCAGAUGGUUCUUACGUUCUUACAGUGGUGCCAUAAAGCCCUUCUGCCCCUUUUUAUGAGGAAGGGUUCACUGGGAUUUAAAAUGGCUACAUAUGUUAAGGAAAAUCCCACGUGUAGACUUCAGGACUUGCUGUUUGUAGAACGUAAAAGUGGGUUUUUUUGGAAGUCGGGCAGUGCGAUAAUGCAAACCCUUCCAAAGGGCAGAGAAAGAAAAGAAUCUGGUUCUAUCCUUCAUGGCUCCUUUUAGCAAUUUCUUUCAGAUAACCUACGCCUCUGUGUCAGUGCAAUUAAAAGAGAAAUUCUGUCUAAUGAACAGUUGUAGCCCUUGGGCUAUUGUGGAAUGAGCAGUGAAGUUGGGAGCAGUCUUAUUAAAAUAAUAAUUAAGGAACAAGGGAGGUGGGGAAGAAAAAGAGAGGAAUUAUUGAUGCUCAUACAGCCCAAUAAAUGUUGAUAAACAGUAGCAAGCCCAAUUUGGAAUUUCAGAGACAAACUUUCAGGCCUCCCACAUCACUCAUAACAACAGUUGCAUGAUGCAGUUUAAGGCUAGAGGGUUGGAAGUUCCUGAUCCCAUUUUUCCAUCUCAGAAAUAAGAGGAGUAGUUCAAUGUUAUGCAUGUCUACUUGGAAGUAAUUCCAAUGGUAUUCAAUUGGGCUUACUCCCAGGUAGGUAGGUAAGUGUAGCUCUGCACACUUACCAAUGAGACUUAAACCUGAGAAAACCCAGCACAGGAUUGAGCCGCAUGAGUGGUCUAGCGUGUACAACUGGGGCUAGAUGUGGAUGAUUGUGCCAUGGACUCAUUGGGUGGUCUUGGUGGUUUGGUCUUGGCUUGUUUGGUAAGAAAUAAAUCACGCUAAGCCAACACUCUGGUUUGUUUCCUCUUGGCAUGGCCAUGGGAAUAGGCCAUAGGCUUAGCACGACACGUGAACCAGGCCACAGUAUCAGCCUAACGUCCUAAGCAUUUAUGUCCAACGGCUAUUUCUUAAGUGUACUUUGCACAUUGAUAUGUGUUUUGUGAAUAUUUUCUUGUUGUGGUAUAGCAGCCCCUUAAGAGGCUUGAUAGACUGCUGUGUCUGCUGCCUGCCUGGGAUGGAUGGAUGGAUGGAUGGAUGGAUGGAAGGAAGGAAGGAAAAGAAACUUUUAAGUAUCUUGACAGCCCACAAUACAAGGAAUGGGGACAGUUGGGUUUGGUGAGAUACAAGAUGUCUAAGUCAUACUCAUUCUGAAUAGUUGUUUUGCUUUGACCAGCCUUUCCUGAAGACAACUCUUGUUCACAGCAAGAGCUAAUGGUCAAAGGUGGCCGUGAGCCCUUGGGAAGACACGGUUUUGGCAACCAUACGGGCAUUUUGUGGCCUGCUGUCUUGGCCCCAAUAUUCUAGCUAAACUUCUUUUUCACCAGUUUCUUUCUCCUCCCUGCCCCCAAGUCCCUUGUUCUUCAUAGCCUUAAAAAGAAAAGGAAAAAAACCCCAACACAAUACACUAAGAGACUAAACCUAUCAAAAAAAUGAAGAAAAGACCCUGUCCAGAGAGAGAAGCAGAAAUGGUGGUGAAGAGAGAAAAUAGCAGUAGCACUGACUGAGACUUGUCAGGUCAACUGCCACUUGUGGAAAUCCACAUGUAUAAAAUACAGAGAGAGUUUGGAGCAUGCUCUUCCAUUCUGAACUGUCAGGUAUAUCAUCAGACUGAAUGAUGGCUGGAGCUCUUCAGCAUAAGAGACAUAGGGAAGCUGGCUUAUUAUACGGUCCUUCUCGGUCAGCAUUUGUUGGUAAUGACUGGCAGCAGCCGUCCUGCGUUUCAGGCAGGGGUCCUUCCCAGCUGGGGGUUGAACCCAAGACCUUCUGCAUACAGAUCAAGAUGCUCUGCCUCUGAACCACAGCCCUUCAUCAGGUUUGGUCACCUCUGCUACUGUAGCUCCAUUGCUCUGACACAACAGAGCAAGGGCUGUAUCGCAGAAUAUCAAUAUACAGCCGAAUGUAAAUUUCCCACAGUGCCCCAAAAAGGGUAGUCACAUGGUGCCGGACUACAGCUCCCAUCAACCUACAGCUCUCAGGGAAGAUGAGCGCUGUAGACUCAAGAAAUCUGAGGACCACCACGUUAGCUACAUUUGCCCCCAGAGCACUGCGGGGACUAAACAGUAGCUCCUAAACCAAUUGCCUAGGGAUGCCGAGAGCAGAUCCCGGGUGAACAUGCCAUGAAAUUGAUCACGGAGACUUUACCCCUCAAAAACUCAUUCCCGCUCCCCAAAACCAAGGACCCUUUGCUGUCUCUUUUAAGCACGAUAAACCUAAAUCUUGUUAAGCCAGAUUUUGUGUGUGGUUCAAGAUAUUUUAAGUCUUCCGCAGCUCAUUAACCCUAGGAGGAGGAAGGAUGUUUCCUGUACUGGCCCAGCUUUUCAAGAGUUUUUUUUUUUUUGCAUCACCCACAAUUUGCCCUUUUGUUUAUAAAGCUGGUGUAGUUGCUAAGAUCAGUUUGCUGCCUACCAUUUAGAAAGUUGGCUGCUUUUUAAGUAGGCAGCUUGGAAGGCAACAUGGUGUUUCUAAGAGAGCUGAGGCACCGCUUAACUCUUUGUGUGUGUGUUUUAAUUGCUGAGCAAAUAGAAGGGGAAAGGUUCGAAGCUGCGCGUGAGUCGCUAGUGCUGAGCAAUGUCAUCUGUUGCGCCUCCAGCCUGCAACUUUUUUAUGUUGAGUCAUCUUGGUAUGAGUCUUGGGCACACUUGGCAUGACAUCAUUGAAGUGCUCUGACAACAGUGCACCAUGCAAAAUGGGCAGGGAUUCAUGCUGGAAAACACACAGUGCAAACGGCACAGAAAACACACAACACAAACAGCACAGGAAGCGGCCUGGUUUGCCACUAGAUCUGUGCAAUUGGGCUUUUUUUUUUGGUGUUUCCCCCCCAUUACUAUUAAGAAUCUGAACGUUGCACAGUAGCCUGCAAGAAGGUAAGCUAGGCACAUUAAUCAUUCCCAAUCUAGGAUCAUAUAUCAAAUAAUAGAAUUGGAUUAAAGUAUUUUUCUCUUCCUUAAUCAGCUAGCAAACGGGGUAAGGUUAGGGUAUCAAGAGAGAGCUAUUUCUGACCCAGUUAAAAUACACUGAACUUGGUCCUGUAAACUCAGAAUGCGCAUGUCGGGGGCACAUGAUCUCACAUCCUUUCUCCUCCCACAAAUCCUGGUUUGCAGUCAGAGAUCAAACCACUGUUGUUGUUUUAAUUCAGACAUAAUGGGAAACUGUGGUUUGGCAAACCCUGGACAUUUUUGCAUUAUGGUGCACGAUAAGAGGGAGCAUGCAGGCAGAGAGCACUUGCUCUUGGUUCUGUAAAGCAUGGUUUAUACGGCUGAGAUAUUAUGUCUGAACUGGGUCUUUCUGUAAAGCAUGUGGAUGGGCUCACUUGCACUAUCUUUCGGGAGACGCAUUUAUACGAUGCCGAUCACUUCUCUCGCUGUAGGACGCCAGUGUUUUAAUUUAUUGGGUUUAUCUAUGAAUUGCUGCCAUGUGGUCCAUCUGUUAUAUGAACAGAAUCCUUUGCUUUUGCAGAAUUUUGCACAGUACUUGAUUCGCAACAGUUCUGGACAAUUGCCAUACCCUCCUGGAAGUGCAGAUAAGUGAAAAUGUAGCUGUGCUCCAGCGCUCAUCAUGCGCAACAUUCAUGCUGCUAUUUUUUUAAAAAACACACCAUUAAUAAGCAUUAAUGUAAGGCUAUCAGUAUAAAUGAAACUUUAUAUUGUCCACAAUUCUUUAUUUGCUUGUCCAUGAGUGUCAUGGAACUAACGACGGAGUAGACAUACACAGGACCGCACAGUUGCAGAACGACUUUGGCCACAGAGAUGGCUUCCUUGACCGCUGGGGAAAGGCGUUAACAAGUAACUGCACAUUAUUUCUGGUGGGGAUGUGAGAACUAAAGAGUUAAGUUGAAGGACUUGGUGGGGGGGGGGGAGAUGGCGUCCUGAGCAGUUUAAUUCAUUUAAGAAACCAUAUACCGUAUUUUUCGCUCUAUAAGACGCACCAGACCACAAGACGCACCUAGUUUUUGGAGGAGGAAAACAAGAAAAAAAUAUUCUGAAUCUCAGAAGCCAGAACAGCAAGAGGGAUGGCUGUGCAGUGAAAGCAGCGAUCCCUCUUGCUGUUCUGGCUUCUGGGAUAGCUGCGCAGCCUGCAUUCGCGCCAUAAGACGCACGCACAUUUCCCCUUACUUUUUAGGAGGGAAAAAGUGAGUCUUAUAGAGCAAAAAAUACGGUAAGUUAGGAUGAGACCUUGAGGGUAGUUGAUAGGACUGCCAACUUGUUUAACAGGCCCUGCUCCUGUGCUUUGCAACUGCUGCUGUAGACGUUGGCAGUUGAUGAUAAUAUGCACUCUCUCUACUGAGGCAGGAGGGGCCUGCAGAGGCUCCAGAUUUCUGCAUAUCAAGCUGCUGUUAAAGUUACAAGAGCAGGUCAGAGCCCCCCCCCCCCACUCCAAACCCAUCAUUUCGCAAUCCCAGCUAUCCAGGAUUCUGGAGGGAGCAAAGGUCAUGGGAAGGGACAUAGGAGCAAUUCAGUGCUAAAAGCUAAGGAAGGGCAACCCUACAGAGUACAGUACAUAACCACAAACGAUAUAAUAUUAUCAAAUCAUAAAUUAAGGAGCACCACAUUUGCGAGUUUUAAAAAUUUUUACAGCAUCUUUUUUAUUUUGUGUAAUGAAUUGCAAGCAGUCCUGUCUUCACUGUGGGAGCAGAAUAAUAAUAAUAAUAAUAAUCACAACAGCAAAUUAUUAUUAUUUUAAAAAUAUACAAGUUAGAAUAUUUGUUGUUUUUGAAAGCACAGGGCUGUUUCAGGUAUCUUUUUUUGCAUCGUGAACCAUGGGCUUUAGAAAGGAAGGUGGCCUCAGGACCCCAGAAUGGCUUAUUUUCUUGUGAAGGCCACCUGACAAAUGGUAGUCAUCAGAGAAAGGCAAUCCUGCCUCUUUAAAUGGCCACUCUCUCUGUCAGCGCAUCUUGUGGGGCUGAAAUGCCCUUUGUUAUCACAGUCUAGACAGGACGCAGGCGGAAUAUUUGAUUGUGUGUGUGUGUGUGUGUGUGUGUGUUAAGGUGCAGGCAGAGGGAGGGUGGAGUAGACAACUAGACAAGGGUUAGGUGAAUUUGACUGGCUUCAUCUACGAACGGAUUGCAGUGAUUUUUCUCUCCUCCCCACUUCUUAUCUGGCAAACUCUGCCUGCCCUCUUUUGCUUAUUUUAAAGGUGGAAGGGAUGAAAAGCCAAUCCUGUGUGUUUAUAAAAUUGUUCCAUUUCUCAGAAGGAGACAUUAGCGCACUGCAGCCUGCCUCCCUUUAAUUGCCCUUUUUAUGACUGUCUAGACAUCAUCCAGAUACGUGUUUGCAGUGAAAAGACGUAUCUCCUCCUUCUGGUUAUAUGAUAUAGUCCGAACCCUUUUCACCCAUUCUCUUCUAACCCACUCCCUGGCUGUUCUUUUAAGAAUGGAUUUUAUCCCUGUAUUCCCUCCCAAGCAAUCGUAUGAUUAGUACUGUGCACCAAUUGACUGUUUCAGUUGCAUUUUGGGUGCCCCCCUCGCUGUGUUUUCCUGGUGUCAUGAGGGUCUUUUUUCUCCCCCACCCCCAAGCUUUUUGGAGGGGAUAUAGAGCUUGGAAAAAGGGCUCUCAUUUGGAGUUACUUAAGCAGAUCACAUUUCUAAAGCUGUGUUUAUAUUCAAACAUAGCCACUUCUUUGUAAACCCCCCUCUCUCUCCUCCUUUGCUUUCAUUUUUCUGUGGCUGGUAAGAAGAAUACAACUCCUCCGACCAGGUUUUAAGAAUGGAGACAACAAGGAACUGUGAAUGGGCUUGGGAGGGUUUUAGUUAUGCAAAUGAGCUGCAUUAAUUAGCUCUGUUGCCAUAGCUGCUACUUUAUUGUUUAAGAGGGGGGAGGGGGGACAGGCUGUGCUAUGUCCAAUUCUCCACCUCCAGAAAAAAAGGGGAGGGGUAAUCACCCUUAUGCCAUCCCUGUUCAGGACAAAAUUGCUCAGGUCAUGAAUGUUGUGGUUUUCCUCUGCCACGACUGAAUGCAUGAAAUUAAGAGGUUUAGAAGGGAAAGGAGAAGAGGGAGUUAAUUCAUACCAUAGUCAUCUUAAAAGAGAGAGAGAGAAUAUUAAGAUAUCCUGGAAGCUUGUUCGCAGCAAAGCUAAGGUUACAUUUGUGAAGGCUGAAGGGGUGAAGAGAGGGGAUGGGUCUAGCUUUCUUAGUCUGCCAUAAAAGAGGGGCUUUCUUUUCUUUCCCUCCUUGUGGGUGACUGGGGAGGGAGAGCUAUUGUUGGUGUUGACCUUGCUGAAAAGCCAUAAAUAUUUGCCUCCGCCCCCUCACCCCAACCCAUCCAUCCGCCUUCUGGUUUAUGGUGAAAGAGGACUCCGAGGCCAUGGAAAUAGGAGCAACAAGAAAGCCAAAUUCAUGGGCGUGCGUGUAAAAGAAGUGCCCCGUUUCUGCCUUAACAGGCGUUCGAUGCUACACAAGUAUUGACAACUGAAUUUUGGUAUAAUAUUUCUGCUUCGAAGAGAAACCUUUGGGGUUGAGGGUGGGACGACACUUUACCUUACAGGACUCUUUUUAAAAAAAAAUUGUGUUCUUGCCUUCCUGUUGCAGCCAGAAAGCACCCAAGGUGGUUUAAUUUCACCUUAACUUCUUCAGAGAGACUUGGGAGGCAGUGAAAGUGUUAAGCAUCUUCUCCCAGUUCUGAUUAUUUGAUCCCUGGCACCUCCAGUAUAAAAAGAAAGAAAGGAAAUCAUAUAGCAAGUGAAAUGAAGUACUUCUGCCCGAAACCCUGCAGAUUCGCUGCCAGUCAGAGUAGACAGUAUUGGCCCAGAUGGACAAAUAUCGUGGCCUGGAAUAAGGCAGAUUCCUUAUCAUGUUCGCAAUUUGGCUGUGCAAAAUCACGUUUCUUUCAUUUUGAUGCUGGAUAAGGUCCCCGCCACCCUUCCACACACACACUCGACAUCAAAAUGGCUGCUCUUUGGGGAAAGGCUGUGGCUCAUCUGCCUUGCAUGCAGCCGGUCCCAGGUUCAAAUCCUGGCGUGUCUAGGUAGGCCUGGGAAUAUUCCAUGUCCAAAAUCCUGGAAAGUUGCUUCUGGUCAGUGUAGUAGAUCAAUACCGAGCAAGAUUGCUUACAGUUCUGUGAUUCUAACUCUGUGAUCUGUAGAUCUGUGUGAGGAAUAAGGGUGUCCUAACAAAUCUCAAAGGGACGCGGGUGGCGCUGUGGGUUAAACCACAGAGCCUAGGACUUGCUGAUCAGAAGGUCGGCGGUUCGAAUCCCUGCGACGGGGUGAGCUCCUGUUGCUCGGUCCCUGCUCCUGCCAACCUAGCAGUUCGAAAGCACGUCAAAGUGCAAGUAGAUAAAUAGGUACCGCUCCGGCGGGAAGGUAAACGGCGUUUCCGUGUGCUACUCUGGUUCGCCAGAAGCAGUUUCGUCAUGCUGGCCACAUGACCCGGAAGCUGUCUGCGGACAAACGCUGGCUCCCUCGGCCUAUAGAGCGAGAUGAGCUUCGCAACCCCAGAGUCGGCCACGACUGGACCUAAUGGUCAGGGGUCCCUUUACCUUUAACAGCUCUCAGUGCCCUUUAACAAACUACAUUUCCCAGGAUUCUUUGCAGUGCGGGAGCCAUUACUGUUUCAAAGAGGUAUGAUACUGCUUUAAAUGCAUAGUGCAGAUGGGGCCUGGGCAGAACACUUGCCCUUGAUACCUGGAUUUCUUUAUGGAGGGAGGUUCUCGUAUGUAGGAACAUUCAAUUCUAUUAGCACCAUGUUCCCCACCACAAUCGGAACUUGGUCUUUGAUCUGCAGGCAUGCUGUGAUCUGUGUGCCACGCCAGAAGGACCAAGAAAAUGCAGGCCUGAAGGUUCCCAGAGCUAACCUUGAAUUAUUAUCUCCCUUCCCCCCCAACUUCAUAGGAUAUGCUCAGAGGGACAUUCAUGGGUCUUCUUCCUCACCUUUUAUCUACCUGGUGGAGUGUGAUGGCAUGCUAGUACCAGAUUGCAGGAGACAAGUUUCCCUCCUUGGGCUCUCCUGGCUCAGUGCAUCCUUGUUGGAUAGGAUAUACAACAGCAGAGAUAAUUCAGGGUUAAUUCUGUUUUUGGGUCUGCAUGUCAACCAGGAAGACAGUUGAGACUUGACAGUCGAUGGAGCAAGAGAGAAAAGUUGUUCUGAAGGUGGUUUACCUUGGGAUGUGUAGUCAAAUAUGUCUCCCUGUUCUCAACUGGGCCUUAGACUCAUAGAAUCAUAUAACUGUUGGGAAAGGGUCACCUAGUCCAACCCUCUCCAGUGCAGGUAUCUUAAAUAUGAUUCUUCCCAAGUUAUACCUUGCCCUUGUUCAAUUUGUCAUCAGUAAAGUAUUGUCAGUUUCUUUCUCCCCAUAACUACUUUAUUCUCUGCUCAUAUUCCUCACCACAACUGUGCUGUUCCUUGCCUUUCUCUCUGGCCCCGAUCCGCAACACUUCCAGAGGGCGAGGCCAAGCGAGGAGCAAGUUGCUGAUGCUUUUCCUUGGUCCUCUUGCUGCUUCUUCGAAGGCGAAGAGGCAGAAACAGUGAGGCCAAGAAACAUGAGCCGGCCCAGAAGGCUCCAUGGAUUGGCAGUGGGGCCCUUUUUGAGGCAUGGGCCUUGACAGGUGCCCAUGGAAGCACACCCCUAAUGCCCACCUUGUAGAAGCCACCCUGCUGGAGGCAAGGGCGCUGAUCAGUGCAAAAUUGUGCUUGGUUUCUGCAGGGCUUUCUGGCGAUGAAAUAUAAAGUUACUGCAUCAGCCAUCAAAGAGAAGUGCUUUCAGAAGUGCAGUUUAAAAAUGUAUAUAAAAGUGUAUAAACUUGGGACAAGGUGAUAAAAAGAAAGAAAGAAAAGAAGCGGGAAUUCUACCCAACGGAUAGCUCUGAUGUUCUGCAGCAGUAGCAAGCUCUCCAUGGAAUGGGGCUUGCUUUCCUUUCUCUCUCUCUCUCUUUAUUAUUUGGGGAGCCCAGAGCAGACAGUUUGCCAGCGAGACAGAUGUGGUUGGGCAACAACAAACAUCUAUUUCUAUAACUAGAAACAAAUUUAGUAAUUGCCUCUUUCAGUAGGACUUGAUCAAGCAGGAAAUGAAAUUCCUAAAUGGCAGUUAGCAGAAGUAUCCUAUAGCUAAACUAAAAAGAGAGAAGAGAGUGAAGCACGCUUUGUGGUCUCAUGAGUUUUGGGCGGCUUGGGGGCUGGGGAAGAAGACUGCCUUCCACAAACCAUGCAAGCAUAGCACCAGCCUCUUAUGGCAUUUUAUUUUAUUGCUAUUUAAUUGAAAGCAAAAAAAUAAAAAAACGUCCUUGACUUUGGAGAAUGGAUUCUGAUGCCUCGCUUACGGAUUCCAUGCACUGUUGAAGAGCUUCUGCCGGGGCUGUUAUUCCUUAUUUAUUUUAAGAAGUUACUCUACUGCAACAUGUCGGCAAAUUACAUCUGUGUUUCCUCUACUUAGCUGACCUCACCCUAAUAUUCUGAUCCUGCUUGGGGUAUUCCCUUUGUGCGUGAAGAGCUAUUAGGUGAUAGAAUUACCUGGAACAGUUCUCGAUGGCACAAACAUACUGGGUCUCGAACUGGUGACUUGAGCGACGUCCAAAAGGGGAUUUGGCAUGUGCUCCACCAACCCAGGGUUUGUUUUUUCAAAAUGGGCAACCAGAUACAAAAAGAACUCUUGGGGCAGUUAAAAAAUACAUGUCAUGCGAAACUUGUACAGUCAUACCUCAGCUCCCAAACACCUUGGGAGUCGAACGUUCUAGCUCCUGAAUGAUCGAAAACUGGAAGUGAGUUUUCCAGUUUUCAAAUGUUCUUUUGGAAGCCAAACAUCUGACGGGGCUUCCGAUUGGCCGCAGGAACUUCCUGCAGCCAAUCCAAAGCUGCGCUUUGGGAGUAGAACAUUUCAGAAGUUUAAUGGACUUCUGGAACGGAUUCUAUUUGACUUCCGAGGUACGACUGUACUAUCCUGGGUAAUGUGAAAAGUAAAAUAAGUGCUCCAGGCUCCGUUAGAACCCACAUGCCCCCUGGCCAAGAACAGACCUCCGUUGCUUCACUCUGCAGAGUAUUCACCAGUAUUUCUCAAGGAAAUGUAACACUCUCUUCAAGACAUCAAGGAUGUCAAAUGCCCAGUUCGGAAAUUUUUCUCCCACUCUUAUAGGCUUCUGAAUGCCUUGGGAUAUGAAAGCGCACGUGAAGAAAAUGUACAGAUGUCCUGUAGCAGCCUGUUCGAAAGUUUCCAUUUUUUAUUUUUAUUUUAAAAACCCUGCCAACACCUGGCUUUGGACAUAGGAGCAAACUUCAGGGAGGCAGCCAAGCAAGUCUCCUUGUACCUAUAAACUGAAGACUGUCACUUGAUGCUUCCUCCCUGACCCCUACAAUGCCUUCCAGGUAGGGCAUAUUUGCAGGAAAUGUAACUAGGAGACUUGCUCUUCUUGAGUGCAGACUUUCUGUGUCUUGUUCUGCCUUUAGUUGAAAAGGAGCCACAUCUGAGAGCAGGAUCUGUACUAAACUGACCGCAAGCCUCCAGCCCAAGGAUUGGCAGUCCAGCUUGGGUGAAAGAUUCCUGUAUUGCAGGGGGUUGGGCUAGAUCAGGGGUCACCAACCUAAGGCCCGUGGGCCACAAGAGGCCCAUGGGGGUCGUUUAACCGGCCCAUGGACCCCUGCCGCCCACUCAGGGACCCCCACCGCCCACUUGGUCGGCUCCUGUGCACCAUGCUAAACUGGCGCGAAGCAGAGAGUGGACCGCCAUCAGCAAUGCUGUCCGGCUUCCUAUUGGCUGCAGGAAGCUCCUGCAGCCAAUGGGAAUUUGUGCACGCCUCCUCCGCACCGGAAGGAGCGCCAGAAAUAGCGUUUGCGCAUGCUUGCCUGUGCACACACACUCCGGCCCACUACAGCGUCUGCAGGACCGUGAACUGGCCCAUGCCACAAAAACAUUGCCGACCCCUGGGCUAGAUGAUCCUCACUGCCCCUUCCAAUUCUACAAUUCUAUGGUUCUAGCUCUUUCUGAUGUCCCAGGCAGGCAGGAAGAAGUGUCUGAGCCUGUGGUGGGCUACCAUACAUGGCUGGUGGAUGGAAUUGUGCAUGAUUUUUUUUGUGUGUGUGUGUGUGGUAAAGGACUACUGGACAGUUAAGUCCAGUCGAAGGUGACAUUGGGGUUGUGGCGCUCAUCUUGCUUUCAGGCCGAGGGAGCCAGCAUUUGUCCACAGACAGCUUUCCAGGUCAUGUGGCCAGCAUGACUAAACCGCAUCUGGUGCAACGGAACACCGUGAUGGAAACCAGAGCGCCCGGAAACACCAUUUACCUUCCCGCCACAGUGGUACCUAUUUAUCUACUUGCACUGGCGUGCUUUCGAACUGCUAGGUUGGCAAGAGCUGGGACAGAGCAACGGGAGCUCAGACCACCAUUGCAGGGAUUCGAACCGCUGACCUUCUGAUCAGCAAGCCCAAAAAGCUCAGGGGUUUAGACCACAGCACCACCUGUGUCUCCAUGUUAUGGAGGGCUGGGCUACGUAUAAGGAACUUUUGAAGGUGCUCCUUGACCCAUCCCUACCAAUCCCUGAAUUUUAGGUCAGUCUUAAUGCUUCAUGUCUUGGCAUCUUUGCCUUGGGCUUCUGGCUUCUGGAAUCUCUCUUUGGUUUCGGCUUUGCAUUUCCUUUCUCUUCAAUGAAAAUUUUGCAUGAAGGGAGGGCUGGGGAAAAAACCCAACCAUUGUCAUUUACAAAUGACUGAACAUUCUUCCCCACCCAUCCCCUAACCGAAUCACUCCUGUUUUUAUAAUGGAAGUAUUUGCAAAACCGAAUACCAUAGCCUGACCUUUUGUCAUAGUAAAAUUUAUCACUGUUGUGGAGAGUCCAAACAGAUGUAUGUACGUGUGUGUCAGUGUGUAAACAUUAUGGAAAUGCGAAAGGUGGUGAGCCACAGACCUUGCAAACAGAACACUGAAGCUUUUUGCAGUCAUUUGAUCCAGAUAAAAUUGAUUGUUAUGCUAUGCACUGCUGCUCCUUGGUGGAUGAAUGAGUUGUGCUUAUGAUGGAUCAACAGAGUUGUCUGCAUUUUUGGACUUUCCUCAAGGGUAUCUAUUUUUAUUUUGUUAAAUUUGUAAGAUGACCUCCUGACCUGCACCACUGCUGCUGACCUUGAUGGUUGGGUGCAUGAAAAGCAGCGCUUAGAAAUUAGCCCAGCGCCAGGCACUUUGCACAACCAUUUUGCAGGAAAGCAAAAUGUCACUUGGGAAAGGAUUUGAAAUAUUUUCCUUGAAGCUUCAAUUUGUUUUAUUCUAGAUUGUUUUAUUUGAUGUUUUAAUGUGUUGGAAAUCACUUUGAGAUUUGUUCUUUAAAACAUAAAUUGAUAUAGAAAUAAUAAUAAUAAUUUAAUUAAUUCCACUUGCGGGGAGGAUAGCACCUAGACAUUCCAUUGUGGUUGCCACGUUUAAGGUGCCAUUUGAUGAUUUGAUUAUAUACCUGAGUUUCUAACAGUGCUGAAAAGUCUGGCAGUGUGUGUGUGUGUGUGUGUGUGUGUGUGAUCCCCCAAAGCAGGUUACUCCUCUAGACACCUUAAAGUAUUUUGGGUUGAACUGAAAGAACUGCGAGCAGAAGGAAAAUCGCCACCAAUGCUGUUCCACAAACACCUGCACAUGCAAGGUGUCUAUAAUAGCCAAUUCUCAUUGUCUGGUUGCACCACAAGCUGUGUGAGCACUUGUGCAAGUUCUCGCCAGAGCAGAGUAACGUUGGUGGAUUUAACUUUACUUUUCUUGGGCAACGUCGUAGUGAGAGACGUGAAAACAGCUCUUGCGCCAAUACAAGACUUUUUGCCUGCUUGCAAAAGGGUGUCCUUGGAUCUGACCCAUUUUGAUACUGCUUUGUGCUACUUAGCAUUGAAGCUGAGGAUAAAGGUGAAAUACUUGGCAGGCUAACGUUGACAUACAGUAGAUGUUGACUGCAAGAUCCAGAGGUUAGGAGACGGGAUCCCUGCCUGUCGUUCAUUCCUACAAAAAGCCACAUAGAUUUGAUUUCUGAUGUUGUGACGGUUGACUCUGCCACAGAUAUUCUUCCAUGGAAGAAAACCAUUACAGAAGGGACUGGCCUCCAUAGACUUUGUUUCAUUCAAUCGUCGAAUGCUCUUAGCAGUUACACUUACCUGCAGUGUGUGUGUCUUUCUGUUUCCUACUGCUGUUUAACAUUUCAGAAGUGCAGAACCGUCUGUGAACAUCAUAAUCCUCAAAGCACCCUAUACUUUGAAGUCACCCUAUUGAUGUAGCUGUGCUACCAUUAAAUAAGGACUUCCAAGAGUUGUGACCUAAGGGACUUGACCUCAAGUCAACUAUGGGGCAGGUAGCGAAAAUAAAGCAGGACCUUGGAAAAGGAAGAGAAGGUGCAUAGGACAGAACAGGAGAAGAGGCCAAGCAAUUAUGGGUUCCUAAUUGCACAGAGCCAACUUUUAAAUAUAUUUUGAGGCACGUUGCUUCUCCUCAUUCCCAGUACAGUGGUACCUUGGGUUACAGGCUCUUCAGGUUAUGUGAUUUCAGGUUGCACACUGCGCCAAACCCGGAAGUACCGGAACAGGUUACUUCUGGGUUUCCACGCAUGCACAGAAGGACCGAAUCGCGAUCCAUGCAUGCGCAGACGCAGUGCUGCGGGUUGCGAACGUGCCUCCUGCACGGAUCAUGUUCGCAACCCGAGGUUCCACUGUACUGGUCCUUUAAGGGCCUUUACAUUUCUGCUGCCUCUUUCAGUUUAUAUAAUAAAGAAAGCUGCUCAUUACAUUUUUAAACUUUUUGCCUCUUCCUUUUUGCACAUGUGAUGGGAUCGCAUGAUCAGCGCUGCUAGCAGAAGCUCUUAAGAGCUUGUUUGAUGUUCCACCACCGCCAAAGAAAAAAGAGAAAAAAGGAGGCGGGGGAGGAGAGAAACACCUGGGGUUGCAGCAGAGAAGGGAGCGAGAUCCGGUGCCACACAAGUGGAAAACUGAGAUUGAAAUAGAAUUGGGGACAGUUCUCGCCAGUGUUCACGUCCUCUUUUGUGAGUCACGCUACAAGUGCAGCUCUAAGGAUAUCAGAGGUGUUGAUUUUUGGGGGGUGCGGGUGGUGCUAAGCAACAUUCUAAAAAAGAAAAUACAGUGGUACCUCAGGUUAAGUACUUAAUCCGUUCCAGAGGUCCGUUCUUAACCUGAAACUGUUCUUAACCUGAAGCCUCACUUUAGCUAAUGGGGCCUCCCGCUGCUGCCGCGCCACCGGAGCCCGAUUUCUGUUCUCAUCCUGAAGCAAAGUUCUUAACCUGAAGCACUAUUUCUGGGUUAGCGGAGUCUGUAACCUGAAGCAUAUGUAACCUGAAGCAUAUGUAACCUGAGGUACCACUGUAAGGCAAUUUGAACUAUGAGGGCACUCACUGUGGAUUUCUGAAUUCUUUAAUUCCAAGACCUGGAAAAAACAGAUUGUAGCUGGGGAUGUGUUUGUGUGUAUCUCACUGAAAACAGAAAGAUAGCAAAGUUAGGGGGAAAGGUUCUAGUUCACUUCCUAGUUUUCUAUUUGCAGGAAGCAUGGGGGGGAGAGAGAGCAUUGAAAACAUGAAAAAUGACAACAAGCAGCUUAAACUACAACCCAAACAAACCUUGCCUGCCCACCUGCACCAGCGUUCUUGGUGGUAAUGGUCCCUUGUACGUGGGUGGCACUGUGGGUUAAACCACAGAGCCUAGGACUUGCCGAUCAGAAGGUCGGCGGUUCGAAUCCCCACAACAGGGUGAGCUCCCGUUGCUCGGUCCCAGCUCCUGCCAACCUAGCAGUUCGAAAGCAAGUCAAAGUGCAAGUAGAUAAAUAGGUAUCACUCCAGCGGGAAGGUAAACGGUGUUUCCGUGCGCUGCUCUGGUUCGCCAGAAGCAGCUUAGUCAUGCUGGCCACAUGACCCGGAAGCUGUACGCCGGCUCCCUUGGCCAAUAAAGCGAAAUGAGCGCCGCAACCCCAGAGUCGGCCAUGACUGGACCUAAGGGUCAGGGGUGCCUUUACCUUCACCUUUACCAUCUCAGAACUUCAUACGCACUCCCCGCCCCCCCGACACAGUCAAGGACACUUUCUUCCUUAUCAUCACUAGGAUUAAGACCAUGCAUCUAAAAUAAGGCCACAGCAAGCCCUGGCUUUUAGUUUUAGGCUUUGCUGCCCGUGACUAAUGCAACAGCAAAUGGUUGACCAAUAAUGUUUUCCGUCCGGCUUGCUUGAGAGGUAGUUACAACACAGAAACUUCUUCAGCCUAAGCCCUCUCUUAUGGUGGGUGGAGGCUGUGAGAUCUUUGGAAACAGCACAAUGUUUCAUUGCUCUGAUAAAAAAAAAUUGUACCGUGUUUGAAGACACCCUGAAAUUCUGCAGAAGCCUAUCAGGGAUUUCUUGAUGGCAAAACUGGCAGUAGUGGACCAAUGUUCCAGCUAGCCUGCAAUCACCAAUAUGACCCCUGAAAUGUGAAGUUGCAAGUGACUGUUAGCUGUGUUCUAAGCAAUGUUCUCUGUAUAAGUGGAAUAACAGAGGCCCUAGUCUGCCCCCCAGAAAAACCCUGCACCUUAGAACAUACAUACAUACAUACAUACAUAAUUUUCUUUGUAUGCCACCUUUCCACGGUUCACACCAUGCUCAAGGUAGCUUGCAACAUGGAAAAAGACCACGUAACUACAACAUAACGAAAGUAGCAAUAAACAACAAAUAAAACAUUUUAAAAAGGCACAAACAGACCAAACAAUUUCCACAUAGGUCAAAACAAGAUCUAAAAUUAAGAUACAAAACGAAAACAAAAGCCAGCAGCAACAACCCCACCCAACAAAACCCACUGAACAACUCAGCCCAGGAGCCUCUGCAGUUUGCAGUGCUGGAAUUCUGUGGUGAGCAUUGAGCGGAGUCAGUGGUGGAUAUAGAAGAGUUAGAAUUGGUGUAGUAAAGGUUCCCCGGGCGUGAAAAGUUUGAAAACCAAUGUCUCCGAGAGUUCAAGGUUUUGUUGUUAUCAGAGCAGCGCAACCAGUUCUGCUGCCGCACUAGGUGCUGAGCCUAGGGGACAUCACAGGGCAAUGCAACUAUGAUCUAGUCUCUAGUGAAUUGAACCUAACAGAAGGCGGGGGGGGGGGGACGACAACGACGACUGAAUUUUGGCCUCACACAGCGCACUGCCGAAAUCGGAAAGACCACGGCCGUCCCUGUUGUUAUCUAUCUCUCUCUCUAUCUCAUCUGUUGCAAAAUUCUAUGCUGAGUAACCAUUCACUGAGCAACUUCCUAAUGUUGUCUCCACAGAGUUCCAACGUUCAGCGUGGUAGGUAGAUGCCAAUGUGAGUAAUUUACAUGGCUUAUUCCAGUUGUGAAAUUGGCACCCGCUCUCGCCCUUCACCAACCUAGUGCUCUCGGUUAGGGCUGGUGGAAGUUGCAGUUUACUGAUGGACAACUGAAGGGCGCUUUCCCAAGAGAGCCAGUUUGGUGUAGUGGGUCAGAGUUCCUGGGCUAGGAACUGGGAGACCAGGGUUCAAAUUCCCACUCGGUCAUGAAAAUCACUGGGUGACCAUGGGCCAAUCACUCACUCUCAGCCUAACCUAGCUUUGUUGUGAGGAUGGCAUGGGGAUGAGAACUAUGUGACUCACCUUGAGAUCCUGGGAGGAAAGGUGGGAUAUAAAUGCAACAAAUAAAUAAGUUUGCCUAGAGCAGUUUUCUCCAAAUUUGGUGCCCUCUAGAUCAGUCGUCUCCAGAAUAUCUGGAAGGCACCAAGUUGGACUCAGCUUGACUCACAAAUGUUCCUGACCGAGCUUUUUGCUGCCAUGUAGUUUGUAUCUCUCCCACCCUGCAACUCAUGUAUAUUUUGUGAAUCUUCCUCUAAUCCUUUUCUCCCUCUGCUUUUCUCCCCUCUCUGCUAACUAUCCAGCAUAAUCUUUGGAAUUCAACACAGGUGUUUGUGCUUAGCUGAGAAGCUCUAGCAUUCAAGCUUACCCCCACCCCGGAUAGCUUCCAGCAAUGCAGUCAGCAAAGGGGGGGGGGAGGAAUCAUACUGAUGCUGAUUUAGGAUUACAUUCUGCAGAUACCUUUUGGAAAGAAACAUCCUCUGAGGGUGCACCAUUGGGAGGGGGAAACAGGACACUGCAGGUUUCUUCCUGGUUUUCUGUUUUGUCUCAUGGGAUGCUAUACAAGUCUGUGCAAAGUGCCGUUUGCAUCUGUGUUCCCAGAGAGACCAGGUUUUUUUCCUGUUCUUCACAAACACACACAUGUAUGCAUGGAUCUCAGCCAGUGUUGCCAGUUAGGGAAACUGCAUACCUCAUGCAGAACGGUAUCAUGGCAUUGUUAGAUGGUGAAAUGCCUUUUGAAUGGUUGUGUGGAAAUGCCUGGCAGUGUGAGAAAGCCGAAAGCCCAGUUGAAAACAUAUCCCAGUGGUCUGGAGUUAUGCUAAAUAAUAUUUAGAGCCCUGUGAAAAGUACAUAGAUCUGAAGGAGGAAGUUGGAAGAGUGAUAUUCUUUCUCACUUCCUCUUUCACCUCUGUUGUGUUUUUCAAGGCUCAUAUUAAUUAUUAUGUCCACACCCUUUGGAAAGGUGUGAAGAACGAACUUUGCAUGCAAUUUCUCUCUCCCUCUGCCUCUGCAGGGCAGAGGGCUUAUUCACACAAGGGAGAAAAGAAGACCACAGGGUUGGAGCUCGCGGCACUCACUCAAAAAUCCAAAUGUGCCUACAGGCCUAAAAAUGUUGGAGGCUCCUGUGCUAAGCCCUGAAAACCCAACGCUGUCCUUAUCAUCUCUAUAUGGCCUGAUCCUUUGUUUUUGCUGCUCCUUCCUACUAACUUCAUUGGCGUCCUGGACCCUGAUUGCUUUUUCUCGCUGCUCUUUCCCAAGCCAGUUAGAUCUGGUCUGCUGAUGAUAUAAUAAUUGGAGAAAUAGUUGCAGUUCCAUAACACCGCUACCCAGUUUCCAUUUCCUAUGCCCAGUUUUGCCCCCACCUUGCUAAAAUUUGGCCUUGCGAACACUGGGAAGUUGCUACAAAUUUCCAUAUUUAUUAGGCAAACCUCGUUCCUUGUAAAAAGUGAGUCAUUUCCUGGUUUUUCAAACCCUUUCCCCAGAUGAAAAUAGGCCGUGCUCGGUUUGUGUUAGGCAGGAAGACUCCUGGAGAGAGCAGAGCAAUGAGCCACACAGUGCAAACGGUUUGCUUCAGGGCCUGUGCGGUUGGCUGCAAGAACCCACUGAAAAUAUAAGGAAGGUGCAGACAUGUCUUCAGAGGAUGCCAGCAUGGUUAAUGGGCAGAGUCAGUGAAGCUACGGAAGGCAAGAAGCCUUGCUUUAAAAGGUGGGCAUCUUGCAUAAAUGAGAACAGAAAGAAACUCUGGCAAAACAACUGUGAAUUGACAAUAAGGCAAGCAAUUUUUGGAAGAGGAUUUAAUCAAUCAAUAAAAGCAAUCAAUUAAAAUGCCUUUACGUAUGUCAAACUGGGGACAGAGGCCAUCGGGCCAUGAGACAAGAAAGAUGUUUGAAGGAAUAGAGGGUGGCAGUGAAGAAGCCAAAUUAAUUUGUUGCAUCACUUUUCGCUGUGGGAGAUGCUCACUCCUGAACAACUUAUUUUGGAGAAGGCAUCUGAAGAACUAAGUCCAAUUGCAGUCACAUGGAGUGAAGUAUUAGGACUGACAAACCAAUUCACAAGUUUCUGAUAUGGGUAACACAUACCCAAGAGUUCUCAAAAGAACGCCAACAUGAGAUUAUCAAUUUGUUUGCUUGUUUCUUUAAAAACGCAGCUUGCUACUGACUUUACCACAAGGACUGGGAGGUAAAACAGUACAGUGGUACCUCUGGUUAAGAACUUAAUUCGUUCCGGAGGUCCGUUCUUAACCUGAAACUGUUCUUAAUCUGAGGUACCACUUUAGCUAAUGGGGCCUUCCGCCGCCGCCGUGCUGCUGCCGCACGAUUUCUGUUCUCAUCCUGAAGCAAAGUUCUUAAUCCGAGGUACUAUUUCUGGGUUAGCGGAGUCUGUAACCUGAAGCGUCUGUAACCUGAAGCAUCUGUAACCCGAGGUACCACUGUACAUGCAAGCCCGAUCCCAUUAUUGCGUACUCUUGCAGGUGCGAUAAAAUAGCAAAAAACUUAUACGUGCAUGCUGCCUUCUCAGUUGAUGUGCCUGCGUGGUGUGGAGGCUUUUUCAGUUUGUUCAUUUGGAGGGAAUGAAAGGAGUGACAGGAUCUGCUCCUGAGCUAGCUGUGUCCAUUAGGAUGGCUGUAGGGUGCCCUGCAUAUCUGAAAUACUAUAAUGGAUGUGUAUAAGUUGGUGGUGAGACUGCUGCUGAAAUCCUCCCCUAACCACAGACUGUACUAAUUCUUCCUGAACAGCCUGAAAAUGGCUGAAGUUCUUGGAUCAGGGAGACCUGGGCUGGGUUCUGAUCCAUAUUCCCAUGGUGCUGUGGACAGAACUGUAGCUCAGACUUAAAGCAGCUGCUGUUGACGGUCCCAGAUUCAAAUUUUGGCAUCUCUUGAGUAGGGCUGCGGAACUCCCCUUCCCAAGUUCCUUAGACGAAGGGCGAGAAGUAAUAUUUGAGAGCGAGAGGAACAUAUUUUGUCCAUUCUUUAUGUCUAUGAACGCUCGAUGGCUACAGCAUUUGAAAGCGCCUGGCUCCCCCUUGCAAAGUUAUUCCUUUAAAUGUCUGCUUCAAUUUGGCUUGCAAUUCUAAAGAAGCAGGUCCUCAUUCAAAUCAGGAGGAAACCUUGGCUAGGCUUGCGCUUGGAGCAGAGAUAAAUGAAAUUGCAUGCCCGGUGCAAGUCAGCCGCAUGGGGGUUGGUGGUGAGAAUGACAAUGAGUUUCUCUCUGCCUUGUCACACAGAUUGCAUUGACUAACAAGAUUAGAUUUUCAUAAAUUUGAGACACUCCCCCCUCCCUCAUAUCUUUGUGGGCAGCCAGGAGUCCAGACAUGGAUGUGUCUUGCACAUAUUUGGUUGUUAGCCAGUAAGGGUGUGUGUCUGAGAGAAGAGGGAGGAGAGAGAUUUAGUAGGGCAGAGCUUUUUUUUGCUUGCUUUUUUUUAUAAAAAAAAAAGAAGGAAAAAAAGAUGGUUCAUGGAAGAGUGCACAGGCUUCUAGGAAGUUUGGGUUUCUCUGGGUUUCCAGAAAUCCCCUGAUUAUUUAUUUAUUUUUGAAGUAAUUAAGGGAGCUAGCAUUGAAACAAACCAUUCCCUUCCAGUAUGUAGCUCGAAUAUUGAAACCUGGUAAUGAUCUCCAGAAUUUGAAAUGUAGCUACUCUUGCUUCUCUUCCAAAGGACCACGAAAUGGUCCACAAAACUUCUUAUGUGCAAGAAUACCAAAGUUUCCAAAGAUUCUAGAAUAACAAAAAACAGAUUAUAUUCUAAGACAUUUUUUUAAUAAUAAAAAUCAAAUUCUCAAAAUGUGAAAUAUAGGUUUCGUUUCCUAAUCUUUGCCAAAAUUCACCAAAAUUUGAACUUGAUAACAUUGGGGGGGGGGCAUUUUCCGUGCUAUUGUGCUGAUUCAGUGAACGUUCCCUGGUUUGUCAAACUGAGUUAGAGUAACUAUGUGCUUUUUGCAAGUCCUCUUAUGAGAUACUGUACAAUUAAACAGUGGUUGUGACGUUACAAAUACACGAUGAAAAAUUCUGUCUGCUGCAGCAUAUCCACUGUUUGAUACUGUCAAUACUGUUGAGAUGUUAAAUACCGUCAAAUGUUGGCUCCUUCUGCAUGUCAGCUCUCAGAAUCUUAUCAAAUGUGGACUGCCCUCAAAACAAAAGUUUGUUUCAGUUCUGGGAUAUUUUGUGUGCCAAGUGCUAAUGUUAAGUGGCAGUACCUAACUGGUACCCAUAAACCAAGGGCCACAUUCCCUUAUGGUCUGCCUUUCAGGGGGCCACAUAAUGGGCAGGCCAGAAGCAACAACGAGCAGAGCAACUAAAGGGAAUCUUUUAACCUUUAUAGGGUGAGCUAGUCCCCUAUGCACAUGUCUAUCCAGGCAAGCAAAGAAGUAUCUCUGGAGUUCAAGGACAGGCGCUCAAGGAGGGUGCCAAGCAAGGGGUGCAGCCUGGGAAGAGUCUUAAGGAUCAGACAGAGACGUCUGGAGACGUCGGCAGGGCCUGAGGUUUCCCAUCCCUGCCAUAAAACUUAAGAGUAUAUCCAGGUAACAUUUGCUGCCAGAAUCCACAAAGGGGAUUUUUGGAGAGCAAAUCCAUUUCAGUCCCAUUCAGUUUGCACUGCAUCCCCUACACACAAACGCAGAGAGACAGAGCUGUCAGACACUGCCCUCUUUCAUACAUCCCCAUUGCCAUUCCAACUGACCUUCUGCAGUGCAAAGCCCUUUUCUACUUGAGGAGACUCCCUGCAUGAUUUUAAAGCCUGGAGGUUCUUUAAUCAUGCAGAGAUCCUACCUGAGUUCAGCAGGCUUCCUUCCACAGCCACCAAUAAAUGGAGGGCUGUGGGACUGCAGAAGGGGCUCCUAGGAUGGAGAGGGUCCAAUGAGUUGGUCUCCAUUUCCCCCCUUCAACCAUCACUGCAUGGGUUUGAGAAUGCAGAACAACUGAAUAGGGCUAGGGCUAGUUAUUAUUAUUUUUUGCAUUAAUAAUUUUUGUAAAGUUGGGUCAUGCACACAUGCGAUGUUUCGUUUGUGCAUUGGCUCUUUCAUCAUUCUACCCAACACACCACUGGAGUUGUGAUCGGUAUGCUCUGCUGUUAGGUAAGAACCACAUUUUCCGCAAAAGGCCGCAUCAAGUCCCACUAGAAUAAGGUUUGGAACCAUAAUUGAGAAAACUGGCUAUUGCAAAAAAACAAAACACAAAACCAACUCCUGAGACAAUUUGUAGGCAUGCUGAAAACCCUCAGUGACCUGUCCCUAAGUUUUCACUCAGUCCUUGAAACUGAUAGCACUUAUGGGAGUGUGUGUGUGUGUGUGUGUGUGUGUGUGUGUGUGUGUGUGUUUAGUGGGGAUAUUUAUCUGUAAAAGCAAUCUACGCAUUGCUCCCUAUUCACGCUGCCCAGAUUCCCAAAGCGUCUGUGUUUGUCUAGACAGAAAAUACAAAGACGCAGGUUGUGUCACUCCAACACAGUGUCUGAACCUGCCUCUGAAAUGUAUGCAGGAGUAAAAAAAAUUAUGCUAAAUUAAAUUAGUGUGACCUUACUUUGCAUUUCGAAGCCACAUUUGUCCGUCGCGUAAAGCUUGGUGCAUCCAUCACUCUUCCCUGGGGAGAAUUACAAAGGGGGGAAAAUGGAAUGAGGUCUCCUCUAAUUGAAAAGUGACAAUGAUUAGGAAGCCAAAUACAAAAUGCAUAUAUACGAAAAAUACAUAAAUAGGCAUGAGCAGAAUGAUAAAUCUGUGUAGUUUGUUUCUGUUCCUCAAAUGAUUUUUUGGGGGGAGGCACUGUUAUUGGGUUACUAGCACUACUAUAGUAGUAAUAUAUUGAUCAGAGAGUAGAUUUUGAGGGGUUCCUCUCCCCAAACAGGUCUGACUAGCGGACUGAAUUGACCCAGUGAAUUCAACUCCUCUUUACGCCUUCUCAAAAACAAUACUUCGUGAACGUGAAAUGCAAGAAAAUAUAUCCAUGAGCUCCUUAAGCUUUCAUGUACCACUCUAUCCAAGUGAGAAGGGCCUCUUGUAUAGCAAAGGCCUCAAUAUGCCUGCUCUGUAUUUGCACUGAUUCUCAAUUAUAGAGGUGGAGACAGAGGGUCACUUUGGGGGGCGGGAAGGUGCCUGGUCUCCUGCAAGUUCUCAGCUUCUGAUGAAGCUCACCUGUGCGUGUGAGUUAAAAGCUAUUGAUGCAUAAGAUAUAGAAAAUGAACCCCUUCUCCCUGGUUGCAUGAUAAUUGCAUAACCCCAGUCAAAUGGAAGGAAGAAGAAGUGAAGGGGACAGAUACCCAAUGAUAACUCAGGGAUAGAAACUUGAUCACCCAAGGUUAUGGGUAUGAUGCUUAUCAGUGCUCCUAAGCCACCUGGACCUUCAAGGUGCCUCCUUGUAUGAUAGGGCUGGGCGAGCGACAUCUUUCUGUACCAUUAAGAUGAUUUAAUGACCUUUUAAUAAACUGAUUGAUUAGCUGGUAGUAUGUUUGUUUUCCCGUCUGAUUUAAUGGCUUUUGCAUUACGUGCUCCUGUAUUAGUUCAUUUGCCAACAUUUCUACUCUGAUCUUUUAACUCUAAAGGAGUUUCUAGGGCUGCUAAAUAUUAAAACCAACAAUUCCAAAACAAUAACCACCUCGGUAAAACAAAAGAACAGCAGGGCAUUUUAACAAUGUUAAAAACACUCUUUCAAACAUACCCACACACACCCAACAUACCAGUCAGAUUGAACAAUAUCAAAAUACCAAAAAUUUCUUGUCCAAAAAACAAAACAAAACCCCCAAACCAUCUUCAUCUAGUGCCCAAACAAUAAGUUGGUGCUAGGUGAACCUUCCUGAGGAUAGGGCACCAUCACUGAAAAGUCCCUGCCUGGGAAUCAGAUGGAAAUGGGACCUUAAGAAGGGAUUCAGAAGACUUUUUAGGGGUCCUGGCAGAAAAAAAUAGAGAGAGAGAAACAAACCAAUAUUUGUGUAUUCCCACCUCAUUUCCAGAUUCUAGGGAAAUGUACAUUCAAGCUGUGGGACUUGCCAGCUGCUAGGUCCCCAUAAUCAACUUAUAUUGACAUUGCUUAUUCUCUUUCAUAAGGCACAUAUUGCUCUUACUGUUACUAACGCUGACAAAUGUUUUGUGGGGGGAAAUACCUGGGAAUAUGCAUCUGAAAUUAGAUUAGUUCUCCUCUCCCCACUUUUCUUUCCCUUGACUUUCUUUUUGACAUUAAAAAAAGAGAGAGAGACCCAAGGUAAUGUACAAAUCACAUGUACGGCGUUACAAAUGUCAUCAACCGAAUGAACAAAACAGGCGCUUUUGUGGGAGCGGGGCAGAAAGAAUGCCUGGCCCUACUUUUGGAGGGGCAUUCUCUGCCCUGUGGUAAAUCUUAAAACACAGACUCCCCCCUCACUCACACACACACACCCUCAGCCCCACAUCCACACAUGCGUUGCGCAAAAUUGCAUCAGUGGGAACCCUUUUCUGCUCUGGAAGAGGAGCGCUCCUAAAACAGGGCUGGUGCAGGGAGGAAGAUUGCGGGGCAGGGGUUGUGCAGGACGGGGCUUGGGGCGGGCAGGGGGGGAGGCGAGCAAUUCCAUGGGCUCCUCUGUGAACUUCUCCGGGGCCCCCUGCGACUCUCCCACCGCAGAGCGGCCUCUUCUGGGGCUCGUGAUGUGACUGUCAAAAGCUGCUUGCUUGAACUCCACCCUUGAGGCUCCCUUGUCUGUCUGCCAGAGUGCUUAAAGCUGUCUAGGAUUCAGCCAACCGUACCCAGGGUGAAAGCAGUUAACACAAGGACAAGAGGAUUGCGCGCGCCCCCCCAAGCUGGGCUGCUCUUACCUUUAACCCCUUAUGGCUGCAGCCAAACAAAAAGGGCCCAGCGCCUCCUGCUUCCCCACCCCCCACCUCCUGGUUGUGUGGGGAAGGCUUUCUUUACAAAGGGAGCCCUUGAAUGCCCCUUUCUCGCCCCCCCAAACAUUCAAAUGAGGUGGAGGGCCUUGCGUCUGAUGGGCCUUUGUUGCUACCCUUCUCCCCCUCGCCCCCGCUGCCCCAACCUCCUUUUUUCUGGACAUGUAUCUCAUUACAAUACAAAGAAAAGCCCCCCUGCUCCUCUCCUCCACCCCUCAUUUUUUUUGGGGGGGGGGGAUUUAAAGGCCUCUGUUUAUUUACAGGCUCUCUAGACAAUUCCCUGUGGUGAGGAUUGAGAUGGUUGGGACAAUAUGCACGCCAUAUAUAUGUGUGUGUAUAUAUAUUUAUAUAUACAUACAUAUAUAUAUAUGCACGCUCUGCGCUCGCUGAAUGGAGAUUGGCGCUUUUUUCUCUCCCUUUCUGCUUCAAGCACCAAAAGCCAGCAAGAGUGGGAAGCAGCAGGGAGCCAGAGAGGAGAAUUUGGAUACUGUUGCUGGGUAAAUUUCUAUCCUCCAGCCCCCACUAAAAAUUUUUGGUUCCAAUGAAACUCUCGCUGGCAGCGAUUGCUCUCAUAGAUGUUGAAGGCAUUGUGGAAAACGGUAAAUAAGGCUGAGUUGAUGUGUGUGGUGCGUUAAGGUUGAGCUUAUUUAUCUUUUUUUGUUUAGUGGGGGGGUAUGCGGGAAAGGGCAAGCCACCCCGCAAAAUUUGGAAAGGAUGGGUGCAGAGGAAUGAUGGGGAGCAUGGCACGAUACCCAGUUGCUGGCCAUUUCUCUUACUGAUUUUCUUCUUUAAGUAAAGUGCCUCUCGGGUUUGUUGUAGGUUUUCUGAGUUCAAGGGUUUUGGCGAAGGACGAGUUUUGUCGGUUGCGUUUGACGUAUUGACUAGCAACCUUCCCUUGCAGAGAACAAGGACACUGUCAUCAAGAACCUUGGUUGAGUAAUCCCCAGGGUUGAUUGCUGCAGUGCUUUCUACGUGGGGCUGCCCUUGAAGACUGGCGUCAUAUUUAGGGGACUGGCUGCUGGCAGAAGUGGGUUGGCAGAAGGUGGCAGAAGUAACACACAAACACACCUUUUUUUUAUUCAGAACUGUGCUAGCCUCCUAAUGAUUCCCAAAUGCAGUUCAAGGUGUGUCUGAGUGGGAAUACAUCAGAGGUCCGUAAAAAUAGUGCAACUAGUUUACUUUAGACUUGGGAAGGGGGAGCAGAGCCCUUGAACUUGCCACAGAUCACCUGGUAGUGCCUGGGCAACAGAUGGAGCUACCUGAACUGCUCACAGUCUUUCCUCACUGUGGCGAGAUAGAUUGUGCUGCAUAUACAUACAAAUCGACAAGUGCAAAUUUUGUUCAAAUCUGCCUCCUUUUUUGUUUUGUUUUGUAAGUCUCAUAUAAGCCACCCCCCAUCAUCCCUUGUUUCUGGUAGACAGGCUUGCUUGUUUAUCACAUCUAUAUCCUGCUUUUCCUCCUAGGAGCUUAAGGCAGUGUGCAUGAUUCCCCCGCCAAACAUGGUUUUAUCCUCACAACAACCCUGAAUCUAGCUCCAAGCACCUUCCAGAGGUUCCCCUCACUGCGAGAAGCAAAGUUACAGGGAGCCAGGCAGAGGGCCUUCUCAGUAGUGGCACCCACCCUGUGGAAUGCCCUCCCAGCAGAUGUCAAGGAGAUAAAGAACUAUACAGUGGUACCUCAGGUUAAGUACUUAAUUCGUUCCGGAGGUCCGUACUUAACCUGAAACUGUUCUUAACCUGAAGCACCACUUUAGCUAAUGGGGCCUUUUGCUGCCGCCGCACCGCCGGAGCACGAUUUCUGUUCUCAUCCUGAAGCAAAGUUCUUAACCUGAAGCACUAUUUCUGGGUUAGUGGAGUCUGUAACCUGAAGCGUAUGUAACCUGAAGCGUAUGUAACCUGAGGUACCACUGUACAGCCUUUAGAAGACACCUGUAGAGAGAAGUUUACAAUGUUUUAAUGUUUUAUUAUGUUUUCCUAUAUGCUGGAAGUUGCCCAGAGUGGCUGGGGCAACCCAGACAGAUGGGCAGGGUACUAUUAUUAUUAUUAUUAUUAUUAGUAUUAGUCAGACAGCAACUGGCCCCAGAUCACCCAAUGGGCUUUAAGGCUGGUUUGAAACUGGGUCUCCGCAGUCCUAUGUAGCUUGACACUUUAACCAAGGACCACAUUCCUCUGUGGGUAAUCUGUGGAGGGCCAUAUGUUAAUAGUUGUAGGGCCAAAGCCAGUGGUAGAUGAGUCCACCAGUCCCCAGAGGCUGCUGGAGGUUCAGGAAAUUAGGUUGAGGGGUUCAGGUUGCCCACCAGUGCUCUUACACAGCUGGGUGGCCUAAACCUCACAAACUGAGCACAUCGCUGCAGCUCGAGGCUUUAUUCUUUCAUUCCUUUUUAUUUGGCCAGUCGCGUUGUGUAUUUUUUAAAAAGUUGUUUUAUUGCUGAAACGGGUUAUGGGAGAUCAUGGUUUUUAUACAGUUGCUGUUUUAUUGUUCUAAUUUGUAAGCUGAUUUGAGGUGUAUGCUAUGAUACGGAAAGCAGGUUGUAAAUAAAUAAUGUCAUAUCAUAAAAUAAUAUCAUAUCCUCCCCCUCCACUUCUCUCUCUCUCUCCCCACACACACACACACACACACACACACACACCACAUUUAGCUGACAAGGCCAGAUCAGGGAAUAUUGUUGAACCCGAACUAAUUAAUUCAAAGUUAAGCAAGCAAAUAAAAGUUUUUACAAGGGUCUGGUUCGUGGUUAUAGAAGUUCUUUGGGGCACCCUUGGGAAGAAAUGCAGGAAAUGUAAUACUGCGGGGAAUAUCUAGUGGUUGGCAGAGCAGCUGUGACUCUGCAGACUCUGCUCCAAGGUAACUGGCAGGACUGGGUGGUUUGCCUCACAUUUUGUUUGCUUAUGCUGGCGCUGAACCACGUGUGGAAGCCAGAAGGAACUCUCACCAAUCAUCUUAUCCCUUCCCUCCCACCUACCCCACUAAAUUCAGCACUUAGCAACUAAUUGCAUAAAAGAAAUUAUAGAAUCAUAGAACUAUAGAGUUGCAAGUGACCCUUAGAGUCAUCUAGCCUCCCUCCCAACUACCCGAUCCAAGGGCUUGCUCCUUUCUUGGCUAAAAACACCGUUGGAACUCAGAGCAGAUUUGGGAGAGAAGAACCCCCAUCUCUCCCCCCCCCUUUUUAAAGAAUCGUUUCCAUGGCUGCUUGUCUGUGAACAUAGUUUCGGAUGAAAACAGUCUGCAAUGGUGUUCGAUGCCUUCUCAAAAAGUGCUCCUCACCACCCCAUGCCAAUUUCUCCUUACCUGUUUAAGACACACCCAGCCUCCAGGUUUCAAAUCUUCUAAACACCUGGCUCUCUAAAUUCCCACUGCAUGGCAACUGGCUGCAGUGACUCAGCGACUUGAAGAGGAAGUGUGCUCUCUGGGCGUGCUUAUAUAGGGUUGCCAUAUUUCAAGAAGAAAAAAAUCCGGAAACAAAAGUUAUUCGGCUUUUUUUGGGGGGGGGUUGGCAUCAUAGUUUGAGCAUUUGGGGGCAAUUACCGUCUACCCCAAAGGAGAGCAAAGAGUGAUAUUCUAACACACACUUCCUUGUUCAGUGGGCAAAACCCCCAGACAUUUUGCUGAUUUCCCAAAAAAAUCCCCCAGAAGCUAAUUCCGCCGUUGAAAUUCCGGGAAAUUCCUGACGUAUGGCAACCCUAGCUUAUGUGUGCCAGAACAUGCGUGACACAAUCUCAUCUAAUAAUGAGAUGGAGUGGAGGCAGAGCAUAGCCAUCAUGCUUAGUAGCCAUGGAUAUAGCCUUAUUCCCCGUAAAUUUGUCUGAUCCUCUUUUAAAAGCCAUCCAGGGAGCUCUCUAAUUCAUUCCACAAACCCCUUUCAUCAUUUUACCCAAAUCCCAGAAAAAGGACCAGGUCAUUUCUUCCUCCUGCGUCCUGUGAUUUAAGCACGGCAUCUCACAAGCCACCCCAUCCUCCUAGUUUCCCAAGCAAGAAAAUGGUAAAGUUCAGCGCUAUUAUUCUCUUGCACCUGAGCUCGCAUAAGUGUAGGUAGAAGGCACUUGAUGUUCCCCUGGAUAAAAAUACACCAAGUGGGACGAAAUUUAUCCAUUACUCUGUUCCUGUGACUGCAGUUUGUUUUAACUGUUUUUAAUACUGAUUUUUGGAUUGCUUUAACCCACCCUGGGACUUGAUGAAGGGUGGGCUAUUAUACAUCAUUAGGUAGGUAGGUAGGUAGGUAGGUAGGUAGAUGAUAGAUAGAUAGAUAGAUAGAUAGAUAGAUAGAUGGAUGAUAGAUAGAGGGAGGGAGGGAGGGAGGGAGGGAGGUAGAUAGAUAGAUAGAUAGAUAGAUAGAUAGAUAGAUAGAUAGAUAGAUAGAUAGAUAGAUGCAUUCUCUUACAUGCCCUAGGCUCAUCUGGCCAUCACCUUCAAGCUGCCCUGAGUCUCUGGGAUAAGUUGUGAUGUUCACAGGGAUGGCCAAAGCAGAGGGGUGAAGUAUCAGUCAGUAGCCCUUUAUAACAGAGGGGAAAAGCUCACCCAAAGUCCGGGGACAGGAGAAGCCGUCUGUUCUGUUUGUUGGUGGGAGAGACAAGUGAGACGGGGAGAUCUGAAUUUCACACACGGGAUUAUUAUGAUUAUUAUUAUUAUUAUUCGCCCCCCACCUGCAACUUCUGUCCAAAUAGAAGUUUGGGGUGGGAGGGGUGAUUUGCAGUGGCCAUGCAAGGGAAAUUUACCUGUUUAAUGUAAUAAGGGGUCUCCCUAAGUAUCUGUUUUCUGAGCCCUGGCCCUGAUGAAUUUGUGGCUCCACUUUUUUCCAAGAAAGGUCCUAAGUCUGGCAAAUGUAGCCCAUGAGGGAAAGGCUGGCUCCUCCUUUCUGCCCAAAGCACAGGUGAGCAUUUUUCUCUUGCGUCCCCCCCCCCUUAAUCUCUUGGCCGGCAGACAGAAAAGCGAGCUAUGCAGGAAUGGCACUGUGCUGUCUGCCUGGGAUCGUACAUCCCUCCCUGGGCUAAGCUGUUUGGGAAUAAUAGUCUCUAUCAAAUGACUGUGUUGUGUCUCUGGGAUCAAAUUCUAUCCCUUCCAAAACCACGCCACCCUCCAAGCAAAGUGUGGGGAACUGUAUCCUCAAGCUCGUGGAGCUAUUCCUGCCGAAAGCUGCCUUCUCUCUCUCUCUCUUUCUCAAAUGAAGUUUUAACUAGUAGCCUGUUGUUGCUUGCUCUUGUUUAUUUGGUGGCUUGGAUUGCAUUUCUUCCUCUUCUCAACCCCCAGCCACCCCCCCUUUUUGUGUGCAAUACACUUUUGUGCCAACUCAAGCCAUUCAAGCUGCCACUGCCAGCUGGCUGAACUGAGCACUGAAUUAAAUUACGUCUGGAAGUCUGGUAUGCGGAUGCCACUGGGAAUGGUUUGGAAUCAGCGUAGGUUAAGAAAAGCCUGCGCGCUUUGUGUGUCUGUGUGUGUUUCUGUCAGCUGUGCGUCAGUCAAUGGGUUUGCUCAGCGUCAAUGGGAAGUUUGUGUCUGAGAAAUGCCAUGCGGGGUGGGGGGAGUUGGAGGGGGGGUCAGAAGGGGGUGCAAGGUAUGUUUCUCGAAACUUUAUGGCGGUUGCCCAAUGUUUCCCUGAAAGGUAUUUUAAAAACCUUUCUGCAGACUGGCUUUUUGGUAAGGCAGCAAGAUUGAAGCAGUUCAAAGCACACCUGUUUUCCUUUUCUUUUUUUAAGGACUAUUUUUGUUCUGGUGUGUUACAGUAAUAGCGGAUAGCAGAGCAAAGAUUAAAGGUGGGCUUUCCCUUCUGGCAGCAAAUAUGGCGCCCUUUGCUGAUUGCAUUCCAACUUGUCUUGCAAAAGCACCUAUAAUCAAGUUUCUGGCAAUAUGCAAUUUCCUUUAACUUGCCAAUGAUCUCUGCCAACUCCCAGGUUUUGGAGAGCUCUCAUAUUAGGUGUCCUCAGUGGACUCUCCUUCCUGAGUAGGUCUGUCUCCUCAGUGUUGUCUCCAAAAAUCCCCAAGGUGGGGCACCUUUUGACAACAGUCUUGCAGAUGACCAAUUAAUUUUAAAAAUUCUUUACCUGAUGUCUUGGCGGUGCUUGGAAAUGAACUAGUAAGUGCUCUCAACUGGUUCAGGUGAGACAAAGCACGGUUGCCAGAGGACACCUGACCUGCUUCCUCACCUGCCUUGAUUCCUGGUUGUUUCAGAAGACAAGAGUGGCACCUGCCUGUCAUUGCAAUCUAGGCAGAAGAUUUGUGGUGCUUUCUCUUGCACUGGAGUACCCAUGACGCAGUGUGAGACCUCCACAUACCUUCCAUACAAAUAACACUCUCCAUCAGAGCUCUUGAUGCGAAUCCAUGCAUUUCCUUUGAAAGAAAUUAAUUACACGUUGGCAGGCAGGAGCCUAUGCAAGCCCAGUUUGGCUGAAUGAUUGCUACUGCCCCAUUGAGCCCAGGGCAAGUCUCUGUAGGGCUCUAAGAAGCCAUGCACUAUGCCGACACUGCUUUCUGCAGCCUAGAUUGUUGCAGCUUAUGAAGAAAAGUUAGGGGCCACAGAACACAGUGUACAUCUUACUAGAUGCCCAUUGCUUAGUCACAGUGGUUAUUGUGUGUUGUAGAGAAACUGGCUUAUAAAUCUGCUGACUUUAGAGAUGGCAUGGAGUGUGCAGCUAACCAGUUUGGGCCAAUUUUUGUUUGUGGCAUAUUUAGUUUUAAGUGUUCAGUUUUCUUUUGCCUGGCUACGGAAUAACUGUACCAAAACUGAACUGACUGGAUCUUCUUGGAGCCAGGUUGUAACAUGGUUAGUAUGAACUACCACCACCCACCCCAGUCUUGAUUUGCAACCUGCUCUUAUUUUUAAGCUCCACUUCAGUUUUAGCCCAUGUUUUAAAUGAAUGAGCAAACGGUCAACGAUUCGCACACCCGUUUUUGGGUUGGGAGAGAUGGAUGCUCCAUCUUUCUCUUACUUUUGGACUGUUCUGUUCACUCAUGGGACUUCUUGGCUGGUGUUUGUAUCCCUUUUGCAUUGCAUCUCUUUCCCUUUAAGCGGAUGCCUGGUGUUGACAAAUGCCAAAUCCACCAUUAGAACCAUAGGAUGCUAUCUUGUGCCAAGUCCAGACAUUGGUCCACGUAGCUCAUUUCCAUCUUGCAGUAACUGGCAGUGGCUCAUCAGAGUUUUGCACAGGGGUGUUCCCCAGCCGUGCCUAGAGAAGGCAGAGAUGAGACCUUGUGUGCGCAAAAGCAUUUGCUCUACCACGGAGCUAUGGCUCUGCUGCAAAUGUUGGUGGCACCUGCACUUCUCUUCUUGCUUUGUGACACAGCAUCACUCAGUAGCUUUUUCUUGAUUUGGUGCCUUUUCAUCCCAGGAUCUCAAAAUAAGCGUGUUUUUUUCUUCUUGUCUCCUUUUUCCUGCAGCGGAGUUGGAGUUUGUACAGAUAAUCAUAAUCGUGGUGGUGAUGAUGGUCAUGGUGGUCGUCAUCACGUGUCUGCUGAAUCACUACAAACUCUCUGCACGGUCCUUCAUCAAUCGGCACAGUCAAGGACGGAGGAGAGAGGAGAACCUAUCAUCAGUAAGUAGCCCGUGUCUGCCUCCCCGAACUCUUUCCUGCUUCUCUGCCUGGUUCAUGUUGUUUGCUGUGCUCACCAGCUGACCCUGGGUGCUUUCAGAACAGCCAUGGUGGGAGGACAACAACAACAACAACAAAGACUUUAUUUGCGUAGCCAACAGGCCAUAGUAUCAAAGGACAGACACCGACAAAAGUACAUUACAAAUAUAGUUACCGUAUAAUCUUAUGGCCUAUUAAAACCCUAGGUAAAAGCUGGAUGGGAGGACUUUGACCUGGUUUUUACAUCCCGCCCAAUCUCACUUGGAGCGGUCCAUAUAUAAACAUACGUGGGCUGAUAGUCUUGCAAACUUUUCUAAUGUCCACCAGUGUGGCCAAUCUAUCUGGCAAUGGCGUCACAUGCAGCAGGGACCUGUGAUACUCCUAGAAAGUUUUAGCACCCAUAGGCUUGUCUGUGGCCUAAGAUCAGGCCUGUGGCCCUCCCCAGUUCUCCCAUGAUGCUUUGCUGUCUGUUCCCCCAGCUUAGUAGAGUAGAGGCAAAACUGUACUAUACUGUAUACUAGGGAAGUUGCAGCACUUCCCCCUACCCUACUCCUGUAUAAUAAUAAUAAUAAUAAUAAUAAUAAUAAUAAAUAUAUUUUUAUCCCACUGUUCUAGAGGAAAGCCCCCCAAGUUAGAUAGGUAACAAAACCCAAAGCAACAAUGCAUUAAGAUAACAGCUGAAAAAUCAUACUCUGCAGUAUAAUUCUUUUUAAAACGAUAAAUAUACAGGUAGCAGCAGCAGCACAUAAGUUCAGCGGUUCCCAAAAGUUUUCUGCCACAGACCGCUUGAAAAUUGCUGAGGGUUUUGGCCGAAUGCUUAAUGAUUUUUUGACCUGUGGUAGCAAUUGCAAGUCUACGGAAUUCAAACUGCCAUAGGAGACUAUAUGGCGGACAUAAGAAAAGAAGCCAUAAAAAUACAAUUAAAAACCAAUAUGAAUAUUCAGAGCAAUGGAUGUGUCAUCUCAAGAGGUUCCUCACCCCUGCUCUAGGCAAACCUGGUGCUGAAAUGUGCCUGCAAAGCUGUGCAUUCCUGGCUAGGGCAAUAUUUUGUUACUUUACAGCAGGCUAGACUAGGUGAAACCACCUAGUCUAGCCUGCGCAAUGGGUCGGAGGUGGUGCUGUGGUCUAAACCACCGAGCCUCUUGGGCUUGCCAAUUGGAAGGUCAUUGGUUUGAAUCCCCGUGACGGGCUGAGCUCCCGUUGCUCUGUCCCAGCUUCUGCCAGCCUAGCAGUUUGAAAGCACACCAGUGCAAAUAGAUAAAUAAGUACCACUGCGGCAGGAAGGUAAACGACGUUUCCAUGCGCUCUGGUUUCUCUCAUGGUGUCCCGGAAAGCUGUCUGUGGACAAACGCCGACUCCCUUGGCCUGAAAGCGAGAUGAGUGCCGCAACCCCAUUGUCGCCUUUGACUGGACUUAACCAUCCAGGGGUCCUUUACCUUUUACCUGACCUUGCUGCAAAUGGAGGUGGUAGACUGGGGCGAUACUGUGGCCUGCUGCAUUCCAAACAGCAAACAGGGAUUACCAUUUUUGAAAGCUCACUGAUAAUUACUCUGCAAGAUCAAACCAAGCACAUCAGGGAACAAAAAUACUAGUCUAUCCUGCACCCAGCUGUGUGGGGAAGUUUCCCCCUGACAUACACACGGUUUUUCAGCAUAUGCAAUCUAGCCACAGAAUAUGAUACUGAAGGAGCUUAUUUGUCAUGUGUCACUCCAAAGUGCAAAAUCUGAAAGUAAUGAAGGAGUUGCAACCUGGUUUCAGUUUCUCUCCUUUAAAUAAAGGCAGUGCCUGCUUAUGUUGGGUGCAGUCCUAUAAGGGGCAGCAAAGCUCCCCCUAGUGGGUAAAACCAAGAGCACAUGGCUUUGCAGCUCACAUUAUUUUAUUUAGGUGGAUGUAUAUAAACCUAAUGGGACGCGGGUGGCACUGUGGGUUAAACCACAGAGCCUAGGACUUGCCAAUCUGAAGGUUGGCGGUUCGAAUCCCCGCAACAGGGUGAGCUCCUGUUACUCGGUCCCAGCUCCUGCCAACCUAGCAGUUCGAAAGCAUGUCAAAGUGCAAGUAGAUAAAUAGGUACCGCUCCGGUGGGAAGGUAAAUGGAGUUUUUGUGCGCUGCUCUGGUUCGCCAGAAGCAGCUUAGUCAUGCUAGCCACAUGACCCGGAAGCUGUACGCCAGCUCCCUCGGCCAGUAAAGCGAGAUGAGCGCCACAACCCCAGAGGCGGUCACGACUGGACCUAAUGGUCAGGGGUCCCUUUACCUUUAUAUAAACCUAAAGUGUGAAUGAGUUGUGAAGUGUGAAUGCACCAUUCAAACACGCUUGUCAGGGAGACAUGACUGGCUGCAGCUCCUUCCUGAACAUAUGUUUGCCUCUGUGUAAUGUGCAAUGUGCCCCUUCGAACAAAUGUGUCGGCAGGGAGCUGUGUCCCUGUAGGUGUUGUUGGACUCCAAGUCCCAUCAGUUCCUGUUGCCAUGGCCAGUAAGUCUGGGAUGAUGGGAGUUGUAGUCCAGUAGCAUCUAGAGGUCCAAAGGUUAGCUGCUGCUGCUGCCGUAUUGCAUUUAGGAGCCUCACAUCCUUAUCUCUUCAGUUGGGUCAAAAAUCAAGUGUUGGGUGUUUAACAAUGAAAAUGAGCAUGGCAUCCAGAUGGACUACCAGGGUCUUAGGAGUCUAGCACCAUAGCUGACUGGGAAGUGGAGCAGCAGGGCCGGCCCUCCCAUUAGUCAAGAGAGGCAGGUGCUGAGGGACAGGGCUGUGUGUGGCCUGCCCGGCACCCACUGAGUUUACCCUGGUGUUCUCAGCUGCCUUGUUGCCAUUGUUGAAGAAAUCUUCGCCUGCAGGUUGGCUUGCCUUUUGUACAUGGAAGGUGGGGGAGACCGCCUUGCAUUGCAGCAGCGUAUCUUGGGCUGGUCCUGGGACGGUGGCAACAGAGAUCUGCAACCAGUAGCAGAGGCACAAAUGCCCUGGAAGUAUGAUUUUAGGCAGCCUUCAAAUAUCGUCUGCAGGGCACCAUGUUGGCUAAAGAAAGAAAACGAGGCAACCAGUUGCUUUGAGCACGGAUGGGCCCAGGAGGACCAUUUCUUUUCGAGCCCCCAAUCUCGAUUUCUGGGGCAUAAUUUUAUUUGAUAGACGAGACUAAAAAUCCAUUAAUAAAUGAAGAGGCAUUCUCUUGACCUUUUGCUUUUCAGCUGUGAAGAGUUUAAGGCUGGCUCUGGACAUUUUAAUCUGGAUCCGUUUGUCCAGAAUAAAAACAGUGUAAGGUUGUUGUAUGCAGUAGAAGGCAUAUGAUUAUCUUAAGAGUGAUGGGAGUAGAUGUUUCAAAGCAUCGGCUUUGGGGCUGCAGGACAGCUUGCCUCCAUCCACCUCUUUCCCCGCAGUAGUGUUCAGACGUCAGCCUGAAGACUUUGGAGCGGCAGAUGGCAUAAUGCAAUGACAUUGCCCACUGCUAAAUUAAAUAUAAACCAGUGAGCAUAAGGUGAUGAUACACUCACCACUUAGUAAAUAUGCCCUAUGGGAUGAUGAAAAAAUAAGCAUUUGUAUGUCUCGGAGUGAUUCGCUCCUCUGCCCAGUGUUGUAAACUGUUAUCAAGCAGACCGCUAAGCCAAGUGGAAUCCCAUGUGUGCAGCGCUGCCCUUGCGCAUAGCACACAGAUGCUGCUCUAAAGCAUUUGUCCUCAACUGAUGGUUUGGGAUCUGCUGCUGGGACACAGCCUGACCUAAGGUGGGUCACCACAGCAGCUCAACCACCAUACAAAUAUAGGGUAAAUAAAUAAAUUAGUGGGUUCCCGCAACGGCAUAUGCGGAUGAAAUCUGUUUGGCAAAGAUUAAGGAUGACUGCUCCAAGCGGCUGUUUGCAGCGAUUCCUUGCCCCCUUCUGAGCAACAGGUCCCACCCUCCCAUCUUGUAUGAAAAUUAAGUGUUGCCGUUCGGGGCCAGUUGCCAAUCCUGAUGAAAGGCUGGUACAAGCCAAAGUCCAGGGCUUGUGGCCACUUCUUAGGGCAAGCUAAUCCUUGAGCAUUAAAAGAUGCAACCAUAAAACCACAGUUGUUAGCAUCGGUUUAUCUUGAGAGACAACGAAGUGCACCUCCCGGGGGACAAGUCAAAUUGCUGGAGAAUCCCAGCGCCUGCCGUGGCUGCAAAGACCAGUAACUUGCUCCUCCCUCAUUGCUUUUGCUGUGUUAGCAGCACCAAAGUGACCUCUCUGGGGGCACAAGCCUGGACAGUGUGUAUGGAGGUCCUGGGCUGCCCAGACAAGACUCCUCUCUUGGCCUCAUUGAUGUGGUCCAAUGGAAAGCCGAGCAAGACGUCUGGCACCAGCUUGGCGGCAGGAGUUGUUGGAAGGAGGCGUACAAGGCGCCAUCCAACCGUCUUAGGGGCUGCACUCCAGAUUAGUGUAGGGUCUGCUCAUUAACCUUUUCUUCUCCCGAAGAUGUCCUGCAGUUACUACUACUAUAUAAGAGUGGGGAACCUCUGGCCUCCCAAAAUGUUGCUAGCCUCAACUCCCAUCUAACCCAAAGACCCCAGCCAGGGACUGUAGUCAACAGGUCCCCCAUCUCCAACCUAACCAUUCUAUGCAAAUUACAUGGAGUGUGGCUAAUUACUCAGAAACAAGCCCAUACUGGCUUCAGCAGAAUUUGCUCUCAAGUAAGGGUGCAAUUAGGGAUGUGGGUGGCACUGUGGGUUAAACCACAGAGCCUAGGGCUUGCCGAUCAGAAGGUCGGCGGUUCAAAUCCCCGCGACGGGGUGAGCUCCCGUUGCUCGGUCCCUGCUCCUGCCAACCUAGCAGUUCGAAAGCACGUCAAAGUGCAAGUAGAUAAAUAGGUACCGCUCCGGCAGGAAGGUAAACGGCGUUUCCGUGCACUCCUCUGGUUCUCCAGAAGCGGCUUAGUCAUGCUGUCCACAUGACCCGGAAGCUGUACGCCGGCUCCCUCGGCCAGUAAAGCGAGAUGAGCGCCACAACCCCAGAGUCAUCCGUGACUGGACCUAAUGGUCAGGGGUCCCUUUACCUUUAAGGGUGCAAUAGACCUGCCACUUUAGAGACCAAGUGAGGAACCAGGAAGUCCCCAUUUUAAGAGCGGUAGUCUCGUAAUCUGGGGAACCAGGUUCGCGUCUCCGCUCCUCCACAUGCAGCUGCUGGGUGACCUUGGGCCAGUCACACUUCUUUGAAGUCUCUCAGCCCCACUCACCUCACAGAGUGUUUGUUGUGGGGGAGGAAGGGAAAGGAGAAUGUUAGCCACUUUGAGACUCCUGAAGGGGAGUGAAAGGCGGGAUAUCAAAUCCAAACUCUUCUUCUUCUUCUUCUCUUAUCUCUGCCAUGGAACUCACUGUGGAGAUAACAGCACUACCCUGUCUUUGGAAGCGCUGCUGGAAGUGCAUAUUAAGUGCUUUGUAAAGCCUUUUCUUUAUUCCAAAUUUCCUUAUGCAACUGCUGCCCCUGGCAAGGGAAGUUGCAAUCUAGGUGGGUUGCGGUUUGCACCGUCUUUUUUUUUUUUAACUGGGAAAUCUCACCACAAGGUUUUUUAAAAAAUUUGGAUCUAUAAUUCUGCCAUGGUUGUUUGUUCUUUAAAUGAAACCUUACCAAGGAAGCGAGCGAGAGAGAAAGAACAAAACAGAAUAACAUUUCCCUGGAAGCGUAACAAUGCCCUUUUGAAUUUAUCUCUGUUGCUACCAUCUGGAGAUGCAUUUAUACGUGUGCCUCUAAUUUUUCUUUCGUGUGGUUUUUGUGCUUUCUGAUUUAAAAGUAGACCGUAAGAUCCAGGGGUACUUGACAAGUUCCCUAACUACACACAGCAGCCUCCUGAAAUAUGGCCGGUUUAUUAGUUACAUCACCCAAAUGGUGCAAGUCAAUUAAUAUUCCAUAUGAAACCGGCAUUGGUUAUCUUUCACUCCAGAGUAGCCUCGUAUCUUAUGUGUGACGUUUUUGAGACAAGAUUUCCUAUGAAAACAGAAGGAAGGGGGAAGCAUCUGGAGCAACAUCUCAUUUCCCUAUAAAUCACUUCUGGCCUCCUCUUCUGGUUGCAGCAUGCCUUGUCUGCAGAGCUGGGAACAAAAAUACAACAACGCAGAGUGGAUUUGUUAAGGGGUUGAGGACCCCCUUUUCAGCUCAAGGGCUGCAACCUCUGCGGUGGCAAUCCCUUGCAGGCUGCAUAGUAAUGGUUGGUGCAGCCAGAAGCAAAUGUGUGCAGAGCGAUGGAUCUGACUAUAAUAGGCCGCGCUCUGGUCACACGAAAGACCGAAGAUUCUUGAGCCACCUCCUGUGAAUUUCGCUUCUUCUGUUUAAUCCAUUCUUGCAUCCCCCUGCCCCCGUCCCCUGCCAAAAAGGAUUUUUGUGAAAAUAAAUAUUGCAUUGGGAUUUCUGGGCAACUUUCCCAUCACCUUUAAGAUGAUUUUGAUAGUAUUCCAUGGCCUCUGCUUCCAAGCAGGCUUCCCACCCCAAUCUGAUUUCUUUUUGACUGCUGGCAUUCCAAGGGGCAGCAAGCCAAAGCAAGGCGAAAUUGGAAUAGAUGGUUCAGCCAAUAAUUUAGAGGUGUCACCAGGCAAGCUAUGGUUCUCUCAACUUCUCUCUCCCAUGCAAACUCCUGCUACUUAAGAUACUGCCUGAUGGUUCAUGUAGUUCUGUAAUGCCUAUCUGCUUGCAGCAGAUUUUCAGUUUUUAAUCAUGAUCCUUUUGCAGCCCUAUCUGGCGAUGCUAAGGAUGGAUGGAACUUGGUACUACUCACAUGCAAAAUAGUGUGCUCUUCCAGUGAAAUACAGUACUUUCCCCAAUAUGAGGACCAUCUUAUUUAAAAGGAGGUUAUCAUAGUGCUCUUGCCUCCCAAGGCUGUUGUAAACAUCACUGACAUAAUGUGUUGUAGUUGUUUAGUCAUUUAGUCGUGUCCGACUCUUCGUGACCCCAUGGACCAGAGCACGCCAGGCACUCCUGUCUUCCACUGUCUCCCUCAGUUUGGUCAAACUCAUGCUGGUAGCUUCGAGAACACUGUCCAACCAUCUCGUCCUCUGUCGUCCCCUUCUCCUUGUGCCCUCCAUCUUUCCCAACAUCAGGGUCUUUUCCAGGGAGUCUUCUCUUCUCAUGAGGUGGCCAAAGUAUUGGAGCCUCAGCUUCAGGAUCUGUCCUUCCGGUGAGCACUCAGGGCUGAUUUCCUUCAGAAUGGAUGCGUUUGAUCUUCUUGCAGUCCAUGGGACUCUCAAGAGUCUCCUCCAGCACCAUAAUUCAAAAGCAUCAAUUCUUCGGCGAUCAGCCUUCUUUAUGGUCCAGCUCUCACUUCCAUACAUCACUACUGGGAAAACCAUAGCUUUAACUAUACGGACCUUUGUUGGCAAGGUGAUGUCUAAACUCUUGACAUUUGCACCCUGGCUUUGCCGCCUACCACUGGAAAGGCUGUGCCUCCUGUCUUUCAAGAAGAACACCCACUCUCGGCCUAACCUACCUCACAGGGAUGUUGUGAGAAUGAAAUAGGGGAGGAGAAGCAUACGGCAAAGGGGAGACCAACCUUGCCCUGUCAACUAACCACUGAAGAAGCAGCUGUUUUCUUCUUCCCUCCUCAGUCUUUUUCCAUUUGUAUCAUGCCUGUUAGAUUGCGAACAGGUUGUGAGCCAGCAGGUAGCAAUUCUGCUAUUUUUUUUCCCUUAUUCUUAUUAUUGUUUACAUAAUACAACCUUAAGUACAUCAUAAGUUUUCAUUCUUAUAUUUCUCUGACUUCCCAUAACCCUUGAUAAUAAUUUAUUUCUUAUACCCCGCCCAUCCAAGCUUCCUGAAACAGGCUGCCUUCAGAUGUCUGUGAGAAGUUAUAUAGUUGUUUAACUCUUUGACAUCUGCCGGGAGGGCGUUCCACAGGGCGGGUGCAGCUACCGAAAAGGCCUUCUGCCUGGUUCCCUGUAGUUUCACUUUUCCAGGCCUUAUAACCUGGAUAGCUCAGUUGGGAAGAGGGUGGUGCUGAUAAGGUUGCAGGUUUGAUCCCCGUACGGGACAGCUGCAUAUUCCUGUAUUGCAGGGGGUUGGACUGGAUGAUCCUCAGGGUCCCUUCCAACUCCCCGAUUCUGUGAUUCUAAUGAGGGAUCCUCCAGAAGGCCCUCAGAGCUGGGCCCCAGUGUUCAGGCUGAACGAUGGGGGUGGAGACGCUCCUUCGGAUCAUACAUGUGCAGCUCUUCGAAACUGUUAGGCUCUUUGGAAGUUGCCGUUGUUACUAGCAAUCGUUAAUAAGUUUGAGCAGGGUGGGGGAGCAGCGUUUCUCAGUAGGAAUUAUCCAACCUUUUCCUGUUCUUUCCCAUUUUAGGAAGGAAGCUUGUGGCCUUCAGAAAGCACAGUGUCGGGAAAUGGAGUAACAGAGGUAAGUAGCAUGGUGUCAGGGCUGGAGUCAGAGGCAAGUCAGCACAGUUGCCAGUGAAGUUUGCUCUUUAUGCAAGGAAUUUGCAUACAGUGGUACCUCGGGUUAAGAACUUAAUUAGUUCUGGAGGUCCGUUCUUAACCUGAAACCGUUCUUAACCUGAGGUACCACUUUAGCUAAUGGGGCCUCCUGCUGCCGCCACCACGUAAUUUCUGUUCUCACCCUGAGGUAAAGUUCUUAACCCGAGGUACUAUUUCUGGGUUAGCGGAGGCUGUAACCUGAAGCAUCUGUAACCCGAGGUACCACUGUAUUUCUCCGGGUAGUUCUGGGGAAAUCUUGCUGGACCUCCCAUCGUCCCUGAUGGCUGCCUAUGCUGGCUGGGGCCAAGGGGAAGGAAAAUCCAUGAUGUUUUUCGGUACAGUUGUACCUUGGAAGUUGAACAGAAUCUGUUCUGGAACGUUCACCUUCCAAAGUGUGGCUUCUGAUUGGCUGCAGGAAGCUCUUGCAGCCAAUCGGAAGCCGUGGAAGCCCCGUCGGAUGUUCAGCUUCCAAAAGAACGUUAAAAAACCGGAACACUCACUUCCGGUUUUCAAUUGUUCAGGAGCUGGAACGUUCGACUCCCGAGGGAUUUGGGAGCCGAGAUACGACUGUAUAGGCAUAGAUGAACCAACAACCUGGUUCCCUAUGAAUCAGCACCCUCUGUUCCUAUUGCAGAGUCUGUAACCUGAAGCGUCUGUAACCCGAGGUACCACUGUACAGCUAGCUCAGCAACCCUUCACAAUUCCCAACACAAUUCUUGCAGCUGCCAAGACUGAAGGUCCCCCCCUUCUACCCUGUCUAAGGCUCCACAUUUCCCAGAUGUUUCCCAAGCAGCCUCAAACUGUGUCUGUCCACCUCUGGUCUCUGUUCUGCCCUUCUUGUUCCCCAUGAUGUUCUUUGAGACCAGUAGGAGAGGGAGUCCUUGGGUUCUGCAGCAGCCUCUUUAUCUGUCUCCUCUGCUUCAGCCUCUGAGUCUGAACUGCUGCCUGUCACCGGCUCUCCCUGCUCACUAAACCCUGUUGCCCCUUCAGCACCCAGCCCCUCCUCCCAAUCUUCUCCCUCUGAUCUCUCCUCAUUGUCCUACCACCAACCCACUGGCUCUGAGCCUUCCCCCUCUGGGGGUUCCCCUGGGGCUUCCCACCACUCCCCUUCACCCAGCCUGUGCACGACACACAGUCAAAACUUAGCAGAGGCCAGAUUUUGUGGGCUCGCACAUGGAACGCGCCGCUUACGCCCGUCUCCCUUCUUGUCUCCAGCAGCAGGUCUACACGCCGAGGCCUACGGACCGGCUUGCCGUCCCGUCCUUCUUGCAAAGGGACCGCUUCAACAGAUUCCAGCCGACGUACCCUUACAUGCAGCACGAGAUCGACUUGCCGCCCACCAUCUCUCUGUCGGACGGGGAGGAGCCCCCGCCUUACCAGGGGCCGUGCACACUGCAGCUCCGAGACCCGGAGCAGCAAAUGGAACUCAACAGGGAGUCUGUCCGGGCGCCUCCCAACCGAACCAUCUUUGACAGCGACCUGAUAGACAGCUCGGUUUACGGGGGGCCCCGGCCCCCCAGCAGCAACUCUGGCAUCAGCGCCACCUGCUACGGGAGCAGCGGCCGGAUGGAAGGGCCGCCCCCCACGUACAGCGAGGUGAUUGGUCACUUCCCCGGCUCGACCUUUUACCAGCACCAACAGAACAGCGGCGGGGUGACCGCCAUACUGGAGGGAGGCAGGCUCCACCCUUCAUCGCAGUUCGGCAGCCUUGAGAGCACAACAAUGUGGAACAAAGAGAAAGAGAAGCAAAAAGGGCACCCCUUUUAAAAAAGAGCGAGAGAAAGAGAAUGAUAUUAAACACUCUGCACUUGUUAACCGGGGUGGGGUGGGGGGUCGGGGGGGGGGAGAUAUCGAGAGGCGGAGGCGCUGUGUAUGAAACCCAACGCCCGUCUCCAUAUAAAUAUUUACAUGUUUAUGUUUGGUCUCAAUGCACAAGCCAACCAAGCUUGCAAAACAUUUCUUUGUUGAGUUCUGUCUAGAAAGGUUUUUUGGGGGGGGGGGUAUGUGUUCUGUUUUGUUUUUUUAAGAGAAAAAUACCCAAUCCUUUUUCUCUGCACCCCCCCCCGCACCCCACCUGCCACCUUUUGCGCCUCCCCCAGCCCCCAUUUUGUUUCUAGUUGAGCUGCGUGUUUCGGCGCUACAAUAUUUUUGUUGUUGUUGUUUAUUUCACUUAACUUUAAAAGACAAAAAUAUUUGCACAAAAACAUUUGUUUAAAGAUCUGCAAUAUAUAUAUAUAUAUAUAAAUAUAAAUAUAAAUAUAUAUUAAAAAAAUAAGAGAAACUGUAUGUGUGUUGGGGAAGCAGGUAUUUUUAUAUUAGAAGAGACUAUUGAUGAGGGGGGAAAGAAGAAAAAAAGUUUUUGUUGUGUUUUUUUCUGAACUAGAAUUAAAAAAAAAUGGCAAUUUUUGUGAGGCAACUCAAAAGAGCAUGUAUUACAUUGUAAAAAAAAGCGAAACAAAAAACAAACAAAAAAAGCAGGGGUUUAGAGUUAUUUAUAUAAAUGUUGAAAUUUUGCACUAUUUUUUAAUAUAAAUGUGUCAGUGCUUGUGUUGGUCUAAAGCCUCUUAUCACAUCUACCACAAAACUGUUAAGGGAAACAUGUUUAUAACAGGGCAAUUCUGUAUGCUUCUACUCAGAAGUAAGCUCCACUGAGUUGAAUGGGACUUACUCCCAGGUAAAUGUGUAUAGGGUUGCAGCGGAAGUAAGGACUAAAAAAGAGAAAUUGAGGGAGGGAAUGCCUGUAAAACUAAAGCCACAGACCAGUAAGGAACAUCAUGUGAAGACUGCAUCUUGUACAUUUUCCUACUUUCCUAUUUUUGCUCUCCAUAGUCACUCGACCACGUCUCAAACCUGAUCAUCACAUCUAUGAUGCCUGACUACAGGUGUCAUCAAGAUACCUGACUGCAGAAUGUGCACGGAACUGUAUCCGUUCUGAAGGGUGUUUAAUGCAUGUGUAUAAACUACCCUUUCUUUUCUGGUAUGGUAUGAUUUCGACUUAAAAGGAAAGAGGUCAUUUAUACAUUCAUGUAUACAUCUUUCAAAAUUGGACACAGUUUCCCUUCUUUUUGCACUCAGGUGUCUGUUCCCAGGGAUGUUAAGUCAGCGCAAGAUUCCACUCUUGUACAUUCCCUUGGAAAUAAAGACUUUUUAAAAGAAAAAAUCAACAAAUAAAAUAUUGACUGUGCAUUUGUUUGGCCAUUUAUGGUUAUUGGAAGCAUGGCAAAAAAAUAUAUUUUUAAAAAACAAAGUUUGGAGCUUGCCCUGACAAAGCGUUAGCUCUGCAUGAUUUCACGGUUGCCCUGGUACAAGAUUUGUCUGGCUCUCAUUGAUAUGGAGAUAGCUACACAUAUUGUACAGGCCCUGCCGGCAAAUGCAGAACUAAGGCCAAAAUUUAAAAGGGUGGGGAACCCCUGCUUUGAGCAAUGCUAAGAAGAGCGCAGACAUCGUGUUCUUUAAACAGAGUUUUGCAAAGCCAAGACCUUGAGAGAGCAAUUUAAACGGCCCCUUCUACUGCUACCGUCUCACUAACUUCAGGAUGACUAUAAAAGCAUAAGUGGUCGCUAAAAUGCCUUCUUUUUAGUGAUCAGGUGAUGACUUCUAAUUGUUGGGGUUAUUUCCCCUGCCCCCCAAACCAAUCUGGCUCUCUUUGUCAGUUAAGGCAAUAAAAGCAGGGCGAUCCCACAGACCUGCCUUAUGGAUCAGUUGUUUAUAAUGCUCUGGUUUGGGACAGCUCCAUUUUCCAUAAAGUUUUUGAAUAAACUCUUAAAAGAAGGUUGACCAGAUGGGGAAGGAUAAGGUCCCUGUGCACUUAACACUUGUGUAAAUGAAGAGGAGGGCCGAACAGGUGCAGUUUGCUCUGUCGGGGCAAGAAUAUGGGUCCAUUGACACCCCUUCUGUUUACACAAGUAUUAACAUUGCAAGAGUCUUGUCUUCCUUUGCUCCCAGUUUUUUGGGCCUGCAGAACCACCCACUCGCCCCAAGCCAAAUGCCACUCCCCAGCUAUGUGGUGAUCCAAGCGUAUAAAAACUCUCAGCUGGUUUCCUCGACCAUGGGUAGGCAAACGAAGGCCCGGGGGCCGGAUCUGGCCCAAUCGGCUUCUAAAUCCAGUCCGCGGACGGUCCAGGAAUCAGCGUGUUUUUACAUGAGUAGAAUGUGUGCUUUUUAAAAAAAGGCAUCUCGUGAGUUAUUUGUGGGGCAUAGGAAUUCGUUCAUUCCACACACACACACCCAAAAAAUAUAGUCCGGCCCCCCACAAGGUCUGAGGGACAGUGGACUGGCCCUCUAUCCAUGUGCCCCACCUGCAGACAGAAAGAUGAGGGCAGCCAUUUUGGCAGGCCUUGCUCAGCUUCCUCUAGUCAUUAACUGUGCUUUAUUUAUUCUAGAUAAAUUGGUUCUGAUUUGGGCCGGGGCUGGGAGUGGGUCGUGGACAAAUGUAGAUGGAAAAAUGUUGACUCCUGUGAUGUAUUAAAGGCUAAAGAGUUGUGCUUAAUGCUUGAGAAGCAAAACUUUUACCUCUUCCGAAAGUUGGCCUUCGCUCAAAACCUAACCAUUGCAACAUCCUUCUGUGUCAAGGUUCUGCUCGCUAAUCCUCCUUCGAAACAGCUCAUGUCAUCAUUAUCUUUUCUUUUCGAGUGUUGUCUCGUUCUCUUGUUUCAUAAAGCAUUUUGUCUUACAACGCUAUUGUUUACAUUUUUUUAUAUUGUAUAAAAAAAAGACCUGAUCAGUUGCUUUAACCUUCAUGGUGAAUUUGUACGUUGACUGUGCGAGAGAGUGAGAGUGAGAGACGUAAAUUAUGGAGAGAAAGAGGAAGAAAUAGAUGCAUGUAUAAGGGAACAAAACGCUUUUUUCCUAUCUUGUGCGUAGAUUUUAAUCUAUUGCUGCAAAGGUUGCCAACUCUACGGAAACAAACCAGCCUGGCCUGUUCUUCUGUCUUUAACAGUAGCACGAUGGUGAGAAAUUAGCAAGUGGAGCUUUCCUCCCCGCCCCCAAACUCUACGGAGACACAAACAUGAUCAUUGUCAUGUCUGGUUUAGCAGUGGCUAUUAGGCACGACACGUAGUAUGCUACUAAAUAUCAGUUGAUGCCUUCACAUCGUGCUUGGAGGCAUCUAAUUUGGUCACUUUGGGAAGCUGGACGAGGCGGAACAGGUUCUGCUCUUUUGGUCUCGUGUUCUUAGCUGCUGAUAAAGGCACAGCUGCAAUGGCCAGUUGAAAAGUUGGCAACCUUCACGCCUACACAGUUCCACCAAGCUGGGAGGAAUGCAAGAGCUCCGUGUUGGAGUAAUAGGGAAUGGUUAGAAGAGGGAACUGUACCAAGUGACCAUUUUUUAUUUUGUUUUUUACAAGGAGGUGUAAUUUUGCUUUCUGCCAGAUGCUAACUAGUAAGGUAACAUAAAUGAAAGAUAUAAAGGCAAUAACUCUUGUUUUUAUGCGACUUUUCUAUUACUUGAAGAAGAAAAAAGAAGGGGGGGAGGAAACAGCAAUCCUGCAGCCAACCAGAGAACAGUUUUUAAAGUUCUGACCAUUUGCAACACUAUUUAUAUAUAUUUUAAAAAGGACAAUAGAGACAACUAAGAGAUGAACUUGAAGUUUUCACCAUUUUUAAGGAAUUUUUGUGCUUUUUUUGUUUUUGCCUAGCGAUAGGUUCCUGGACCUUUAUUAUUAUUAUUAUUAUUAUUAUUAUUAUUAUUAUUAUUAUUUACAGCAUUGUAACCUGCCUUUCCCACCCAUAGUUCCUUGACGAUAGCUUUAUGACACCUGCGAUUUACCUUUUUUUUUUUAUAAAGUGAACUAAAAGGAAUAAAUAUCGCUUCCUACGAAAGGUACAAAGUAUAUGAAUUUAUAGAAGUUCUUUUUUAAAAAAGAAAAAAAGUAUCUUUCCUUUAUGUAACAUGUCUAUUUAGUGCCUUAUUAAAAAGAAAACAGUAAACCUCCCUUUCUGAAGAAAUAAAUUAGAAAAGGGGGGGGGGAGAGGGAGGAAUCCAAUCAUUGCUAGUGAUAGGAAACUCCCAGGGUUUGGUCACUUCCCUUUUUUAGAUCCCUGGUUUCCCUAGUUACUUGUUUUUUCUGAAAGGGGGGGUACCACUUCUUUGAACUUGUACCCGUGACCCCCCCCCCAAGACCCAGUCUGAUGUGCCUAGCUGCUUAAGGUGCUCCCUUCCUGUCGUCUUCUGCCGCCUCUUUCCUUGGGACUGUUUGUGAGGUAACUUGAAAUACAUUGUAUGCACAUAUCCUACUCCAGUAGGUAUUAAAACUGUGGUGGAUAUUGCAAACCGAGAAUACCAACCAAAAGACGAAACCGAAAUAUAUAUAUAUAUAUCUGCCGCCCUCUUGAGCCAAAACGAGUGACUAGUAACGUUCUGUGUCUUUUAAUUGUUUGUUGGUCGUCGUCAUUAUUUUUUCUUCUCCGUUCUAUGGUCUUAACUAGUGUGUUUGCUACAGAAAGAAAGAAAAAGAAAAAGAGAGAGAUAACAAAACAGAAACAAAAACGCUUACCUCAAUAGCUUUUGGGUGAAUGUGCGUCACAUAUCUGAAAACUCUUUGCUGUAUCACCGGGGUUGGUGGUUGUUAAAUGUCCUCGCAGUGCCUUGUAUAAAAUGGGAGGAGUCUGCUAUCAGAGGGGGUGCAGUGGUGGGUAGGGGGGCAGGAGGCCCACUGCUGAACUCCACCUUCAGCUGCUUGGUUCUUGCUGCUUUUACUCCUUGCCGUGUAACUGUCCUACACCUGACCUACACCAAGUAGGAGCAGUAGGGAUGAGUUGCAGCUGCCCCACUAGCCUUGCCCCUCUAUCUCCAAGCGGCCGGGUGGUCCGGUCCCAAAGGAAGAAGACAAACAGGGUCAGCAGUGACAUUGGUGAGGAGGAGACCCCUGUUGGGGGAGGCCCACUGCCCAAAAUCCUCUGUUCCACCCUUCCAAAACAAACCAACAAAAACCCUAGAGCUGGCACUGGGCUGCCAACUUUGUUCCUGGCUUUGCUCCUCUGCUUUUAACAAAAGGCUGGCGUGCAUCCACAAAGGGAGAGGCUUUCCCACAAUGCUCCACCCUCUUCCCUGCCUUUGUUAACUUACAACACAACACUUCUGUUGUCCACUCCCAUCCCUCUUUCCACCAGUCUCUGCCUGACCAAAAUAGCCGUGUGUGUGUGUGUGUGUGUGUGUGUGUGUGUGUGUUUAAUGCCAUCAUCCCUCUUAAGCUAAUCAACUUGUUGAAUGGCCAGUUGUAGUUAUGAAAGAUAGUAUUGGUCUAAGCAGGAGCCACUGGGAGAACUCCUUUUAAAACCAUGGCGCUGAUGGAGAGUGGUUUGAUUCCUCCCCAUUCCUGCUCCUUAAUACCAGCAAAGGAAAUGAUAUCCCCCCCGCCCCGUUUGCCCUUUGUUGCUAUUAAGAUGCAGACGGAUGUGUGCUUAUCCCAAGCCUCCAGGCAUUCAUGUACAUAGCGGACAUCAAUGAUGUUGACAACUCAUCAACUUUGAUCUAAUGUUGCCACCUUUUACCUACCAGGGCUCCUGUGCCUUUCCAGCCUGGGUGGAAGGCAGAAAGACACGCAAGCAAACGUUUUUCCCCUGAUAGCACUUCCAUCCCAGGAAAAAGGUGUGCUUGUUGAGCUUCUGCCAGAAGUGAAGUUGUUACAGACCCAGGAGCCCCUCUAGGAGGAAAACGUGGCAACCUUAAGUGAAUUGUGCCAAUAGGAACUCAGAUACAGUGGUGCCCCGCAAGACGAAUG